CAGAGCCGUGCAGAUGAGAAAAAGAUGCAGGAAAUUCUCUUGUUUACUCCUGUCUGUAACACUGAGAAGCAAGAACAGCUCCUCAAACCCACAGGGUAAGGGGUGUUUGUCUCUUUAUAUCUCUUUUUUAAAAACUGAUGUUGUCAGUUGUUUGUGACAGAAAUGAAGAGAAGAUAGGAGAGUGGUGCAAGUGAGGGAGAAGAUUUUGAAUGUAUUAUUAAACUGGACUUAACUAGAUUUCAUCUCCCAUUUGUUUCAGCUCUCUUGGUAAUAACUUUUAUGGCAUUAUAUUAAAUUAUUUUUAAUGUUUAAAAUUUGAAGCAUGCUCAAUUACUCUCAGUGUUUAUUUAAUGUGCCUGGCAAAAUUUUCAUCCCUUUUAUGUUUUAGGUAUUAAGUACUUAAUGUUUAUGCACAGGCAAUAGCAACCUAGAAUGCUAUAAAUGUAUAUAUAACAAAAUAUGUCACACAGUUCUUUUUACCUCCGUUGAGUAGAAAAAAGUGUUAGCAUGUAGGAUAGCUUAUGAUAUUCAAUGAAUGUUGCUCAUAUUCUGAUCUCUUUGGACUCUGGCACUUUGUUAGGACACCGUGCAGGCAGGAUGUUUUUAGCUUAAAAUGUGCAGCAUGUAAUUCUAAAAAUCCUGAUGGUCUUUUGAAAAAUUACUAUAGGCAGACUGUUUCUCUGUUUUUUAAAAUUGUUUCCUUUUUAAAAAGGCUGGUUUCAGCAAUUCAAAACAACAACAAACAAACAAACAAAACAAAACAACACGCUCACCUGACUGUGAGUAGAAAGGGUUGCUGUUUGCUUUUGGAUCUUUGAGAAUAAGCUGUUGACACCAGGAGGCAAAUGAUAGCUAGCAAAAGUUACCAUUGAUGCCGCAUAAUAGAAAUUUGGUUUACCUUGAUAUAGUAGGGCAGAAUUGCAAAGCAGAGGCAAAGGCUGUUUCCUGAAAGUUUCAAAUGUCCCUGCUGAUGUAGUGCAACACAAUUAAAUUGAUGCAAUAACAUGAACAGAGCUAUCGCCCCGAACUGAAUGAGAAUACAUCUGUUGGUGGCAUCAGCAAAAGUCUGACCAGGAAAUUCCUUCAGUGACACUCUCCCACAAUAUAUUCCAUAUUAUCCAUAAACCAUUUGGGCCAUAUUGCAAGUUCUUUCAGAUUUUCAGAGGCAGCCGUACUCUUUCCUCAAAUCCUAGGUUGAUAGAUAAUUUGUCAUUUACAUGCCUGUUGGGAAAAUGCAGUGCUCAAAUAACCCUGUCUCAUAAAUCCUGAACCCCCUCACUUGGGGAGAAGGGCAGGGGGAGAGCAGCAGCCCAGUUUCAAAGAUCUUACAUUGCUUUUUAGGUUUUGCAAGCUUCCAGGAAAGAGGAGUUUCGCAAUAUUCUGGAGCAGCUGUAGAGAACAUGUCUCACAUUCUCAGAUUUAGUAAAUGGAUGCCAUUAUCAUGUCCUCGGAGAACAGUAAAAGCCCCGGUGGUUGUCAAGCGAUGAUGAAAUCUUUUUGAUACGUUGCAAAUAAAUAAAUAUUUAUAGGGGAAGAUCAGAUCCAUAGCUUAUGCCAAGACAAAUAUUGGAAGGCACUGCUGGGUCUGGAACACAGCUUCACUGCCUUCCUAGCAAAUUACCAUUUCGAUAGGAGGAUUUGACUGAUUAUUCAGUGCAUACAGUGUGCUGUACAACCAUAUUAAGGGCAAAAAAAAAAAACAUAGUGGAAAUGGAUGCAUAUGGGGUCCCCCCAUAAGAUGAUGGCCAUAACUUGCUCUAGAGGUUUCAGGGCACUUGAUACCAGAUCACUGCUGCAGAGUUCUUUUGUCUGCAGAUGAUACUGUAGUACACUAAUGUGCUGUUUUCCUUGGAAGAUGGAUUGGGACAGAGGCUGCCUGGCUCACUGGUUGCUCAUUUUUUUUCUUUUAAAUUGGUUGCCUUUCUCCAUACCAUCAUGUGUUGGAGGGGGGCCUGGUAGGAAAUUUAGUCCAAGAUGAUUCUUGAUGCAGAAAACUCUAAGCAGAACGGCCCCAACAAAUGGCGCUCCAGCCUGUGAUCUCCAGUAAGGAUCCCAGAUCAUCAGAGUGUGUGGGCCAAAUAACUGGGCGAUUUGGGUGGGAUCUUCUCUCCCCUUUUGAGUUGAAGCCACCUCGUGUCAGAUCAGGGCUCCCACAAGAGGUCUCUUUUGCCUUGUUUCUCUGACCUUCACCAUGUCUAUGUUUUCUUCUAUCUGAUGUUUCUCCGGCUCCCUGAGUUUUGCAAGAAGUGAACUUUCUUGUCUGUGAAGCAUUGAAGAGUUCUGGAUUUUUAUUUUCUUAAAGCACAGAAGCAGGUUUUUUUAAAAAAAAGAGUUAGAAGCUUCAUUUGAGGUAUUUUUGUUUUGUUUUUUAAAGAAGAAUCUAUGUUGCUCUGCAUUAACCAAACAAACCUAGAGCUCUUCAGAACUCUGCAGGGAACACGUUUGACAGACUCAUGUUGUAAGGCAUAUCAGCAGACACACACAAGCACCAGAAAAUCAGAACUGGCUGGUGGAACGGUAACUCAGAAAUUCAGUUGCAUAUAUAUUCUGCACUUCUGGUAUCACAAACAACAAAAAUGGUAUAGCACUGUAAAAAUACUGAAGACGGAUUUCCAGGGUGUGAAUAGGAAAUUUAUCCUGUAUUGUACACAUAUCAAAAUAAUGAAAUAACUCCUCUUUUUAUAUAUGAAGCCCAAGCAGUUGUGUUUCACACAUCUGUUUUACCCAACACUUUUGAUUUACUGCCAGGACUAUUUCAUCUCACUGUAGCUGUAAGCAUAUGUCUCAGUACAUUUCCCUUUUCGGGUAGAGCAUAUGAUUUAAAAUGCAGUACUCGACCUGCUAGUUACUUAACAGAAUGUCACUUCUUCAUGCAAUCACUUUCCCUUAACGCAUCAAAUUAUUUACUGUUGAUGAACCUGUCUUCUGCUAAUCAGACUUGACACCAUGUUGAACGACAUAUUUGAAAGGAAGGAAAACUCACUGCAUUUAUAUUUGAGUUGGAGGUUGGAAAAAGUCCUCUCUGUAGAGAAAAAAGCUGUGUGGAGGAAAAUGGUGUAUGUUAGUGUCCAAGUUCAGUCUGGUUUUGAUCGGUGGAAGAGUUCGUCGUAAUUGGAGAAGGUGCGAGGAACAGUACAACUACUUCCGAUAUCUGAUUUGGACUGACCUCUUAUAUGACUGUAGGCCAGCAUACAGGCCUGGUUUUUGUAGGGCAGUUUUUCUCUUGCUUUACCUUUGUUUAACCUUUAAUAAUUGCCGGUGAUGUAAGAAAACAGUUAUUUCUGAAAUCUUUUGCUCAGCUGGCCUGUGAUGAAAAUGUAUUUUUGCUAUGUAGUGCCAACAAAAUGGCAUUAUCGUUACAUAUGCUUGGAAUGGGUCACCUGGAAAAGUAUAAUGGGGGAAAGCAGAUGUGAGUUUCAGACUAAUAUUUCCCCACACUGAAUAUGAGAUGCUAAACAAACAAAAAUGGUAUCUUGAUCCAGCAAUAUAGAAUAGGAUCCAAAACAGUCGUGAAAUCUGGUUCCAUAUUUUGGUGGAAUUUCCAUUGGAUUCAGUGGACCCUUUCCCCAAAUAAGUGAUCAUAGGAUUGCAGUUUUACUUCCAUAAACCUUUUCUACAAAUCUAUGCUUAGAACUUGGGUUGGAUAGAAAGUGAAGCUUGAAGAGUUAGUUAGCUUAGUUUUUCUCUGAGUAAACCCAUUGAAAUGGAUAUAUUUAGGUUCAUUAAUUCCAAUGAGUCUGCUCUAUAUUAAACCUUAGUUUGCAUACAAGUCGUUGUCCCAAGAGGAGAGGGAAUAACUCUAGGCAAGUGAUAUCUAGCUUGGGGGGCUCAUUUCACAAACCUAAUGAUAUGCAGAUUGAUUCUAUAUUAGAUUUGUAAUAGAUUGAGAAUUUUCAAGUCCUAGUGGCUUACCAGAUGUUCCUUUUAAUGCUUACAGGUUUCCAAUUUCAGAUAAUAUCAGAAUUAGUUUAAUUCAAUAACAAGUUGCUGGAUGAACACGAGCCAUUUACCUCCUGCCAGCUGUAUAUUCUCUCUAAUUCACUUAUAGUUGCCUCCCCCUGAAAAAAUAUUUUUUUUCCUUUACUUUCUUGCCCUAAAAAAAAUAAAAAUAAACAAACUAUGGGUGACAGCCAACCCCCCAAGUGGCUUCUUUCGAAAGCAGCUUGUGCAUAAUACAUUCAGAUAUAGAUGCUGUUGGAUUCAUAUUUCAGAAAAUUUCUGAACACUACCUGUUUUCAGAAGGAUUCUGCCAUGCAAAUGUUUCCUUUUGAGAGUGAACUUUAGUAAUUUUUUCUAUUAUACUUCCUUCAAAGAGCUCCAAGUGGCUUACAGGUGACUCCCAGGUAGUCUUUCAUUGAGGCAUUUGAAAUGGUGAGACCAGCUUCAGCCUGAGAACUGUGUCACGUAUCUUCAAAUCCCUUUAUCUAAUACCCUACCACAAAGGGGCUGGACCUUUUGUAGCCUGGGGGCCACUUUCUCUCUCUCAUGGAACCCUCUGGGAGGUCAUAUGCUAGCGGUGGGUUGGGCAAGGACCAAAAGUAGAUGGAUCAGUAGGUGUGGCACUUGUACAGCCGGCCAUAUUCCAGCCGUGUAAAAGUCAGAGGUUCCUCCACCUACAGACACAUAUUUCUCCAUUGAGGAAAGCAAGAGGUAUGACCACAGUUCAAGGACACAAUCCAGUCAAGCAAAAACACUUGUGAUAGCAGAACAGGGCUGCUAAGAGGAGAGUUGUGGAUAGGUGGUGUCGUCUAAGGAGGUCACAUGGUCCAAUGAGAGUCCCGAGGGCCAGAUACAAUAUUCUGGAGGGCUACUUUUGGCCCCAGGCCUGAGUUUCCCUACUUCUGCUGAGCCAUAAUAAAGCCUAUGUUCAUGUAAAUGUGAUAAACACUUGUUCUUUUGUCAGUCUACAUCUGUCUGCAACUUUUUCUUCCCUGCACUGAAUGUUAGUUUCUAAGCUACUCAGGUCAGGGGCCUUUUAUUUAAUACUUUGUAAAGUGUCGCCAAGCUUGAUGAUUUAUUUAGCACAGAGAAGGGUUCAGUCCCAAACCCACUGAUGAGGGAUUAAUCCUCAUUGUUCAAAAUGGAACUUUCCUUUCUGAGAAAAGAUUGCACUGUAAAUCUAAUUAAGAACAGUCUUUUGUUUUUAGAAUAAAUUAGAUUUUAUUGUGCUAUGAUGCUCUGUUUUACAACACACACACCCUGAUUACAUACCAUGCCUAUCUAAACAUGUGUUAUUAAGUUAAAUGGGAAGGGAGACAGCUCUCCAAACAGGAGAAUUGACCGGGCUUCUUCCUCCCAGUACUUUUUACCUUCCCUUUACUUACAUUAUGGAAACAACAGCAAGAAGGGUUUUCUUCCCUCAUCCCUUCUCUUUAGUCCUUCAUCAAAGUUGUCAUUGUUCACAUAAAUGAAGGAAAGAUAUGAAUUUAAUGGAAAUAGAUAUACAAAUAAAUUAGUCAUAUUUGCAAGAUAAUCAACUAGACAUUUUAAACUACUUACGAUCGUAUCCUAACAGGAAAUGCAUUUGAUGGUUAAAUUAUGAAACAAUUAGGAAUAUUUUGACUAGUACCUAAUUUAUUUAAGUCUCGUAUUUGCAAGUAAUUACAGUAUAAAUAUGGAAAGUGAAAUAUAUAAAGUCUUUAUAUAUUGAAUGUAUUAAAUCUCAGAAGUCUUCUCUAUUACAGCUUCCAAGUCUUCUGGAAAUAAUUACAAUUUUAUGCCUGGUUUGAGAAGAAAUAUGAAGGAUAGACAACAGCCUUCAAUCUAGUAGUUCAGGACUGAGAAGACCUGAAUAAUGAAAAUAUAUUUCCUGUUUGCAGAAUGCAUUCUGUAGUCCAUCUGGUUCUGCUGAAAGAAUGCUAAUAUAAUAUUAUUUCCAUAGUUUCAAAACAUGCUGGCAGUUCUGUUAUUUUGUUGUAUAGAAUGUGAGAGCACAAUACACCCUGGAUUAUUCACACCACAGUUGAUUUGGGGAAUGGUGCUCAACAGGAAUCAGUUUGGAACCAGUGUCCCAACAUGAAACAGAGUAUGUGACUGUUGGACAACUUGCAAGAAAGCUAGCUCUGUGAUUUUUAGCCAGUGGUAGAGAGACCACCAGUGAUCUGUGCUGUAUUUUCACAUGGUCACUGUGCCCAUUGCAGGAGAGCUGGGAGGAUAGAGGGGAAAGGUAAAGUGUCAAAGAUUUCUUUAACAUUCCAUCUUAUAUCACUAGGACUGUAAAUUAAAAAGCAGUUGUCUCUCCAACUAUACAUGUGGCUGCAGUUAAAAUGUCAAAGAAACCUCUUAUUUUAUUUGUUUGCUUAUUAGUUUCAUUUCUGAACUGCCCUUCAUCCCAUAAACAUAAUAUACAGUAAAACCUAAAACCACCACUAGAACAUUAUACAGAGCAGAAUUAUUCCAAGUAAUUCAGUAAUCACUCUAGUGUUCUGUUCUCUUCCAUUCAUGUCUAUAGCUCAUAUAUCUAUAUACAGUGGUACCUCGGGUUACAGACGCUUCAGGUUACAGACAUCAGGUUACAGACUCCGCUAACCCAGAAAUAGUACCUCAGGUUAAGAACUUUGCUUCAGGAUGAGAACAGAAAUUGAGUGGCGGUGGCGGGAGGCCACAUUAGCUAAAGUGGUACCUCAGGUUAAGAACAGUUUCAGGUUAAGAACGGACCUCCAGAACGAAUUAAGUUCUUAACCUGAGGUACCACUGUCUAACACAUCACAUCAAAAUGUAGAAGUUGAAUUUCAAUUUUGAACUUUUCAAACAUCUAUCUGUGUGGUGACUUUAAGGCAAGAAAAUGCCGUAGACUGCCAAAAAUACGCUAGAAUAGCUGGGAGACAAUGCUAGAAAGCUGCAUGACCCUGGCCUCAUGGCCACAGCAGUCCAGUCCAGGUAAACAACUUCAACACUGUUUAACUGUUCCCCACCACACUAUGGUUUAAGAACUACUGAUCUAGCUUUCUGGAAGCAUGGUGGACACAAAGACCAUUUGGGGGGCAAGCGGAUGAUCCUGCUCAAUAGCAAUACACCUAGGAUUGUAUCCAACGAAGUUGUCCCAUUAGUGCAGAGACUUCCUCCUCUUCCUGUGCCCCACCUUCAGCCCCGACUGAAUUGAGAUUUACUGAAUGACCGGCUUGGGGCUGGAACCAAACCUUGUCAACAAUGUGUACCCCUAGUAUUUUUCAAUAUACCUAAUAUGUGACUUUCUCACACAAAAUGGACAGAACAGGCACAGCAGAAAGAUAUUUAAACAACAUUUUGUAGGGGCACUUUGACCCCUAGCACCUUAUAAGUAUAUUUUCCCCCAGUCAUACCAGUGGGGCAGAAUUGAUCCCAAAAGCCCUAAUAGUGAGCAACCAGCUAUCUAUGAAAUGCUCACAAGCAGGACAUGUGAAUGCAACAGUCUUCUCCCACUUGUAUAUUCCUUGAGUCUAGGGACGAUCCCUUCCUGUCUUUGAGCAUGAGGCUUGGGGCCCCUUUGGGUCUGCAUCACUUGAGAAGCUAGGACAAACCUUUCAAAAAAUCUGAAGAAGUGUGCAUGCACACAAAAGCUUAUACCAGAACAAACUUAGUUGGUCUAUAAGGUGCUACUGGACAAUUUUUUAUUAUUUUUAUUUUGACUUGCAAAAAAAUGUAAGCAUAAGAUCAGACUAACAGUCCAAUGGGAAAAGGGUGGCUAGAAAGAAUUUGAUAUGGGAAGACCACAUGUUAAAGAGAAUGUAUGGCCACUUCAUUACCUCCCUCGUAUCUCCAGUGCCAUUUAAUUAAAAUAUGUGCUGUGACAACAUCAUGCACAAUAUUUUCCCACUUCCCAAAAAUGGAACCCAAUGAAGCAGAGAAGCAUAAGAAAAUUCUGAAUGCAGUAGCAUCAUACAAUGCAUUUUUUAUCGAUGUAAAUCUUACUAAGGAAAAACUGCAGGACAUCUCAGUUGGUGGUGACCUACCCAUUGCUCCAAGGUACCCGGGUGGCGCUGUGGGUUAAACCACAGAGCCUAGGACUUGCCGAUCAGAAGGUCGGCGGUUUGAAUCCCCGUGACGGGGUGAGCUCCUGUUGCUUGGUCCCACCUCCUGCCCACCUAGCAGUUCAAAAGCAUGAAGUGCAAGUAGAUAAAUAGGUACAGCUCCGGUGGGAAGGUAAACAGCGUUUCCAUGCGCUGCUCUAGUUUGCCAAAAGUGGCUUAGUCAUGCUGGCCACAUGACCCGGAAGCUGUACGCCGGCUCCCUUGGCCAAUAAAGUGAGAUGAGCGCCGCAACCCCAGAGUCGGUCACGACUGGACCUAAUGGUCAGGGGUCCCUUUACCUUUACUUUACCCAUUGCUCCAUAAGCUGUAGCUAUACUUAUGAACAUCUUGAGCCCACAGUGUUAUACACCCACUCUAUAUGCCUUUCGCUUGAUAAUAAAUCUGAUUCUAGCCAUUUUGUUCUUAAUGGGGGCCAUGAUGCUUCUUCAUAACAUCCCAAUUAACAAGGAGAGCUAGUUAGAAGUAGUAAAAGGAGCAACCAGGCAAACACACUGUGUGCCUCAAAAGCCACAGAUGGUUGAUAAAUUGGAACAAAUGAAUAUUGGUUCCUUCACUUCUUGAAACACCAUUAAUCACACAGCUGAGAAUAAUUUUCUUAGAUGCAAUUCUAGAAUUAAGUUCAGUUGGUGAAGUCUAGCAGUUGACGUCAGGUCUAGAGGCUGACAAGCUAGAGCUUUAUAAUUAUAUUCCAUUCACUGAACACUGUUUUAAUGGGUAUGGUGAUCUAGAAUUUUUCAGCAAAUGGAUGCAGUAAUUUAGUGCUGGGUAACAAAUGUACAUUCCAAAUUGGACCUAACAUUGAGCUCCCUCUUUUAUGUUUUCAUGUGCCCAGAUGCAAGUGUGAUGCUAAAAGUAUCACAAGUUAGUAACAGGUUUUUUGGUUGUCUGGGCAUGUGGCAAAUUAUUUCAUGAACACAAUUCACCAUAUGCAAUUCAAACUAGGCUGAAUGGUUUGAAAACCAUUCCCAAAAUGGCUCAUACUGGGGCCAUUAUACUGGGGCCUGAGUACAUAUUAAUUUCAUGUAUAAAACCUGUGCCUUUUGUCUCUACUUCACAAAGAGAAGGUAAGAGGUGGUAUCACACAAUCUCCUCAUUUACCUUGUGCUGCAAGAGGAAGUCAGAAUAAAUGAAAAAUAUAAGUAAGUAGGUAGUUAGGUAUCUAUGUAAUGAAAUUCUCAUGGCCUUUGGCUAGUCCAAUAAACUGAUUGAUAUAUAUUGAGAGAGAGAGAUGUAUAAUAUAUAUAGUUUUUGGAUUUUAUUAACUGUAAGCCACUUUGAGGCAAGAGUGGCAACCUAUACAUGCUAUACUAAUUGUAGUAAUAAAAAUACAUCACCCUUUCAUAGUUUGAAACAGUGUUAAUCCUCUUUAAAAUAUUAGAUUCUAAAAGCACUGGGAAAUUGCCCCAUUGUCUCUGUAUAUUUUUCUUUUUUAAAACAAAAACCAAAAACUGUAUGCUGAUGGAUUUCCAUUUAUUGCUCUUUACUGAAAUGUAAUCUUGCCUCAUGCAGUGUAGGAACAAUAUCUCAUCUGGCCAAUUCUCCUAUAUCCUGCUCUCAAAAUAAGGCAAAUCAAAGAAGGUGGGUUGUAUCCAACAUUGGUCAUACUCCAAGUAGCCCUAUAGAAAUCAAUGGGCUAUGACUAACUUAGGUCUUUUCAUUUCAGUGGGCUUACUCAGAGUAGAAAUUAGCUAAAUACAGUCCAGUAAUAGCACCACCAAUGGAUGAUUUGCAGGCAGUCCUUUGUCACAGGAUGUGUCAAAGCCACUUUAAAUCAAAGACCCAUGUACAUUCAACUUUUAUCCUUGGUUACUGAUUUAGCAGGGAGAGAGAAAUGUAUGAAAUCACAUUGUUGGUGGAUGGGAUUUAUUGGCUUAACAUCUGAGGAGAUUCAGGAAUGUAACUAAUUGCUUCUGAAGUCAAUUGUAAUUUAUUUUAAGUAAAUUGUCUCCAGAUUUGCCUUUCCUUGGUAGACAAGUCCUCUUUUUUUAGGUGUUUUGCCAAUAAUGUGAUCUCCCUGAUAAACAGGCUGUCAUGGAGUCACUGCAUGCCAAUCAACUGAAUUUUUGCACAUGCAAGUUCACUGCUACAGAAUUUCAUCUGCAGAAUGCACUUAGAGAAGUUUUGCUGUCUGCAGACAAUCCCUAGAGUAUAGACCCAUCUGCUUAUAAUUGGUCUAUAGCCCCAGGCUAACCAAAUAUCUAGUAUCACCAAUGGACUGUGUCAGCAGCCCUUCCAGGCUACAGUGCAUGACGCAUUUUCUUCAGUGCAUUCUCUUAAUUAUCUCAUGUGCCCAUGUAGGGUAAGAGGCAUGGGAAGAAGCAUCAUAGCAGUGCACGAUGCCAGGGGGGAAAUGUUUCCAGCUAUGAGGAACUGAACCAGUGGGAAGCAAUAUCUCAUCCGCUGUAUGUUAUUAAAAACAAUUCCUAAUGCAAAACAUUUAAUACAGUUCAUCCAUAUGGCUUGGUUUUCCUACCAAAUCUCUGCACAGAGAAUUGCAUUUUUCACCUGGUGGGUUCAUUUUAUAAAUCAUAAUCCCUCCCUUCUAAACCAUAAUCCCUCCCUGAAAAGUCAUCUGAUCAUAAUUAUGGUUUUUCCAUAUGUGCCUCCACCCCCACCCCUGUUUAUCACACACAAAGCCCAGAAAUGGUGCUGUGAUGUAUAAGAUGUAUUUAUCAGAGACAUAAAAAACUGAACCUGUCUUCUGUGGGAUAACCAGUCUAAUAUAACCAACAUGCUUAAGUCUAAUUAAUGCAUGAUGGGGUUAAGACCACAGAGUAAGCUGUUCUGCCAGGCUUAGCUCACCUUGGGAGGGACUAGGUAAUCAAGCCUUCAGUCUACCCAAGAAGCUCAGACCAUGACUCUUACAAGUCACUCUUGAGUUCUUACACCAAUAAUGCAGGAACUUUCACUACUGUAACUAAGCCAAGUUUUGCUGGCUGUGCAACUUUUUCUGAAUGCUGUAUGGAAAACCCAUGAAUCCAACCUUUGGAAAGUUUGUAAGUAAACCAUUUUUAACUUACCAAGUGAGUGGUCUUUAUCUAUGCUAGGGGAAGAGAGGAGUUUUGGAACUCACAAGGGCAUAUUUUAAAGGUCGAACAGCCUAUAUUUCUACACUGAUGCAUAUUUUCUGACUUUGAAUAUCUGUCACCAAAGGGUACUUGCCCCAGAAUUCAGCAAUUUAUAGCCCUUUGCCAACAAAGCAGGUGAAAACAGAAACCUGUUGGGCAUUCUCUACCUCUCAAAGUUUGUGAUAUAUUGCAACACUAUUUGAGGGGGGGGGUCCGUCUCCUCUUUUUUCCUUCUAGAAAAACUGCAAACCGCUCUGAAGCUCUUUUAAGAGUAAAUGGAAGAGAGCAAGUGAGAAAUUGAUAGCGGGAGGCUUUAGCUAGAUCUUUGUGAUGCUAGUGCAGCAUGGCUGCCCAUGUAGCUGGUCCAGAGGCCGCAGCCCAAGUGAUGAGAGGUGUUCCUUAUCAGGUUCCUAUCAUGCCAGUGCUGAGGGAUCUGCGCUGACUGCCUGUUAGUCACCAAGUUGGUGUUCACGCAGUGUACACAUUGCAUAUGCACAUGCAGAGCUCUAAAUCAAUCUGGACCAGGUUACCUGGGGAAAAAUAUUCUCCUGCACUGCCGAGUAAGGACAUUGCAAUCAGCUAAUCAAUGGCACCGAGUUACCGUAUUUUUUGCACCAUAACACUCACUUUUUCCUCCUAAAAAGUAAGGGGAAAUGUCUGUGCGUGUUAUGGAGGGAAUGCCUACGGGUGGCAUGCCUACGGAUUUUCCCCCUCUAAAAACUACGUGCGUGUUAUGGUCAAGUGCGUGUUAUAGAGCGAAAAAUACGGUAGUUUGCCUGCAGCCUGAUUAUUACUGGUUUGUGGUAACACAAUGGCAGGCUUAUUCAUUUGUGGUACCAGUGUUGUGGAAUGCCCUCCCUGCUGAAAUACGAGAGGUGCCAAUCAGUACCUCUGCCUCCUGAGGACACAUUUGUUUAGGUAAACAUGCUCCUGAAUUUGAACUUCUGAUCAUACUGUUUUCGCUGUUUUUAAAGAGUUCUAAUUGUUUUUAACUCACUUGUUUUAUUUUGGAUUUUAAGGAAGGUUGUUAUGAUGGUCUGAUGGAAUUGUCAUUGUGUAUUGUGUGAUUGUUUUAUAAUUGAUUUUAUAGUUGUUACCUGCCUAGAAACCCUUUGGGGAUAUAAGGAGAGUAUGAAUUAAAUAAUAAUAAUAAUGGUGUGCAGUUUUUCAUUCUGCUGAUAAAGGGCAGUUUAAAUUGUGUGACAUGUGACAUUCACAACUGUCUUUUUGUUUGGUGAUGGGCAGAUGUAAUUUGCAACUUCAUCCUUAUUCAAAAUUGUGUGUCCUUUAUAUUUUGUGUACUUUAAUAUAAUAUAUUCAUGUUCUUGAGACUUUGGAGGGUUUUAGUCCCCCAAUCUCAAGGGCAACAUUUCCAGGAAACAGGACUGACAAACUCAAUGCUUUUUUAAGUCAUCUGGGUGGUCUUCAGACUCUGAAUGCUGUCAGCUGAACUCAGCUGCAGAAUCUAUCAAACUCAGUGGGAGAACCAAGCAGUGUUGGAUGAGUUUUAUCUAUGUUCUGGAUAAGGAAUUGUAUACAUUUUCUUUUCUUUGGCUUUUGGUCUGAUCUUAUACACUUGGAAACAUUUUUAGGCUAUAAAGUAUAACGUGGACACUUUAAGUGGAAACAUAAAUAUCUUCAGGAAGGCUACCACGUUGUCUCAGUAAUUUAUAAACUGAGAGUGGAGAGAAACUAUAGACAUGAAAUAUUCUGAUGGCCUGUAGGUAUAUGGUGUGUAAUACUAGAUACAUAAGGAUGCGUUACUCUUAAAAUGGCUAUUUCUCCCCUCUCCAUUCAUUCUGCAAUGACAUGGUUCUAAGAAAUAGUCCAAAUAGUUGUUUGACCUUACAGCUGCCACACAGACCAUGCUAUGCAAUGAUCAGCAAGGUUCUUCAUGCUUGGCAAUAGAGGGGUGGUUAAAACUUUUUAAAAAUCUGAUUGUGUUUGAAACUUGACUCAGGAGGACAAAUCACAUUCUAAUGGGUGAUGUGAAGAGAAGGGCAGUUAUAAGUCUGAUUCCACAUAAUAGAUUGUCUUAUCAAAUUAGGUUUGUUUAGACAAAAAGUAAAUUAACUUUGGCUAUAUAAAUUAACAAAGGAGCUUUAAAGGAACACUCCAGCAUGGCAUAGCUGAAUUACCACUUAUCAAGCAGUUCAGUCCUAUUCUUUUCAGCUCUGGAUAGGGGCAAUGGCUUUUUGUUCUUCUGCAGGCAUGAAUUUACUAAGCAUUCAUAUGAUAUCACCAAUUGUGCUAUCACCAAUUCCUGAUGGUGUGAAGGGCCACUGUGCUUAUUAUGAACCUGAAUGGACAGACUAGCCCUUCUCAGAGUAGACCUGUUGAAGUGAAUAGGCAUGGCUAACUUAAGUGCAUUCAUUAAGUGCAUUCAUUCUGAAUUAUUAUUAUUUGUUGUUGUUACCUGCCUUUCAACCCAAGGUCCUAGAAUUAAAAACAACCUUGAAUGCAACUCUGUACUUUUUGCAUUUCAUUGGGAGGAAUUUAGUGUUUUUUGAGCAGAAGCAUUUCUGCUUGCCAGACAGAAUGACCCCCUUCUCGCCCCUGUAUGUUGUUCUGGGGUUCCCUGAAUCUUGAGCAUGGAUUUAGGGGCAGUGAUAUCAAAUGAAUGCUUAGUAAAUUAAUGCCUGCAGAAGAACAGAAAGCUAUUGCUCCUAUCCAGAGCUGAAAAGAAUAUGACUUCAUUUGUGGGUGACCCUUGUGUGCUGGCUUCCGCUAGUGCACCAGGUUAGUCGGAUCUAGACCCUUGUAAUUUAAAUCCAACUUUUAUAAAUGUUGUUCUCUUUACACCCAUGUUUACAACUGCCAGCUGAAGACUGUACUUUAUACAUGACAUGGAAUCUAAUCCACAGAAGCUCAACAAGACUCAACAAUAAGUUUUUGCUUCUGCUGUAAUUAAUGUGCUAGCCUUUAAGGUGCCACAAGAGCCUUUGUAAGCAGGGCCAGAUUUAGGUUUGAUGAGGCCCUAGGCUACUGAAGGUAAUGGGGCCCUUUAUAAGUCCAACUAUCGUUUGUCAACAACAAAUUGCCGCUGUUUUUUUGUGUUGAAUAUAUGCUAUAUGGUAAUUUAUAGACCUAAUAGGUAUCUAAAGCCAUUUGCAUAUAACAAAAUAUGUAUUUCAUCAAAGUAAUUGUUGAACUGAAAUACACUGAAAAACAAUGUUGCUGUAUGUAGGUUUUAUUUUAUUUUUUUUUAUCUUAUAUUUUGGAAAUGUACAUCCAGUGGGGUUUUUUCUUUACAUUUUUGGGGGGCCCCCAAAAGAGUGGGCCCCUAAGCUAUAGCUUGUUUAGCUUAUACAUAAAUCCAGCACUGUUUAUAAGUUAAGUCAGUGAUGACUGUCAUGUUAGAUGUAGUGAAGUAUUUGCACUGAAUUAGAAUAAUGCAUUAUUAAUGGUCCUAUUGAUCUGGGGCUUACUUUGCCUCUUGAACUUGGGCUAGUUUUGUUAAUGUGUUUAUAAAUUUAGCCUUCCUUUUUUGCUUCAGGUGUGGAAACAAGUGAAUCACCUGAGACAUGAAUUUUGACUCUGUCUGUAACCAGCAGCUCCUUAGAAACCAACUAAAGGAGCCCCGUGAUGUUGAAGCACAGAACUGUGCCAAAGCAUGUAGCACCUGCAACUCCAGUGUUAUAUUGCCAAGAAUACUUCCACCCCCAUCCUACCGUCCCUCUGUGUAUAUUUAUAACAGCAGCGACUGGGAAAUUUGUGAGGAGUUACGGCUUCGAGAGCUUGAAGAAGCCAAGGCUAGGGCAGCCCAAAUGGAGAAGACCAUGCGUUGGUGGUCAGACUGCACGGCCAACUGGCGUGAGAAAUGGAGCAAAGUCAGAGCUGAAAGAAAUAAAGCCCGUGAAGAAGGGAGGCAACUGAAGCUUAAGCUGGAAGCCUCAAUGAAAGAGCUGAGUGCCCUGAAGAAAAUAAACCAAUGUUUACUCACAGAAAAUGAAGAUGUGGAAGCCAGGAAUGUGAGGAAAAAGAGCUUUGCCUUUUCUGAAAUGUGUUUGAUGACAGAGGACCAUUUAGCAUCUCUGGAGAAAAAGCCUGUUAAACAUGUCCAGAACAACAAGAUUUUUGAGGUGGAAAGUCUCUGUCAGGUAAAUAGAUAUGGGUCUUUUUUAAAUCACAAAAAUGAACCAAUUCCCACCACAGUUCUAAACAUUCUGAGGCUGCAAUCCUUUACCCACUUUUUCAUUUCAGGAAGUUUAUGCGACUGAAAACCCUUUAGGAGACCACCAAGAUAAAAUAAUCAAUUUGGAGAUUCUUGAUUCCAGAGGCAAACACACAUCAGUUUUUCUGGAAAAUCCUGACACAAGCAAAGAGAAUGAAACCAGAUCUCAGGACGAUGAAGUCGUACAUAUUUCUGUGUUGCAUUUGCAUCUUCUUGAAUCAAGGAAAAUCUUGCAGAAGGAGCAAAAGUAAGUUAAUAACAUAUUUCCUUUUGUUAAAAAAAUCCCCACAUUUUCCUCCAAGAAAAACUUUUAAUGGGCCAAUUUUGGAAUAGAAUUACAGUGUAUUUUGCAGGUAGUGAAAAGUCUAGUUCCAAUGCCAAAUUCAUUGGGGACUAGUUCUUAUUUCCCCCAUUUAUCUUUCUUAUUAACUUUGCGAGAUGGUGCCUGUCAACAACCUGGAAAAAGAGUAACAUGCCUUUAUGAAAUGUUCUUACAAAUCCUACUGUCUGCUCCACUGUGCAGCGUUUUAAGAACUUACUAUUGACAGAGCAGUGGUGUUGAAUGUGAUUUAUUCUGGUAUGUGCUGCUGGCAGCUGUUGCUAAUGAUGGCAAAUAUUUAUUCAGUUAUUCAGUACCAAAAGUGUGCAAGGAUGAGAGACAUAAACAAGAGGACAUUCUUACCCAGAGAGAAUAUCAUAUUAAGAACCAGUUCAAGAGUGUAGCAACAGUGUCCCUGCAUACAGUUGUUCACCAGCUUGGUCCUGCACACAACCAUAUGAAAUUAAAUUAGCAAUAUGGCAUGUUAUCCUGUCCUGUGAUUAUUUCCAGCUUCACCCCUAUCUUGCUAGUUACUGGAGGGCUGACAGUGGCAGAGCAAGGAACCCAAGUCUCAGAUUUGUCUGUUCACUGAAAUACACCUAUGGAAUCUAUGUAACUGAAACUAUCAUGGAACUAAAGCUGCCAUUCUACAUUAAAAACAUCCAACUGGCAGUCAAUGCCAUUCAGAUAGAAUGACAGCAUUGGAGGAGACCUUGAUGGUCAUCUCAUCCAGGGCCCUGAUACGGAUACAAGUUUUUAAAGCAUCCUUCCUUCUCGAUUCUAAAACAUGCAGGGAGCUUGUAUGGCUAAAAAUGGCUUCCCACUUCAGAAGUUAUCUCUCAACAUGAAAGAGGCUACAAGGAACUGUGCAACCCUGAAGUUCCUUUGUAUCCAUGUUGCCCCUUCACAUGAGUAAUGUGUAAAUAAGUACAGUCAUACCUUGGAAGUCGAAUGGAAUCCGUUCUGGAAGCAUGCUCGACUUCCAAAACAUUCGGAAACCAAAGCACGGCUUCCGACUGGCUGCAGGAAGCUCCUGCAGCCAACCGGAAGCCCCGUCGGGCAUUCGGGUUCCAAAAAUAGUUCGCAAACCAGAACAGUCACUUCCGGGUUUGCGGCGUUCGGGAGCCAAAACAUUCGAGAACUAAGCUGUUUGAAAACCAAGGUACGUCUGUAUUCAGUAUCCCAUGGGGAAAUCUGAUCUUUAGCGUUGCAUCAGAACAAAUGGUGAUUGGGUUUGUUCUGAUCUCUAUCACAAAAGAGCAGGUAUUCCAGGGGAAAGUGGCAUGGCAAAGGCAAAACCACAUGGACCCAUGCCCAGAAGGCGUGGGACAAGAGGGAAACUGCUUGGAAAGCACAGGGGUGCCAACUAUAGGGGGCUCUGGGUGCCAGAGCACCCUACCAUUGUUGUGGGUUCACCCACACUGCAGGGCCCCCAUGCAACUUCUGAGGUCUUGCAAGACAUGGAAAACAUCCUGUGGCCCAAGUUGGCUCCCCUGGGACAAGUGGAAGUGUGGAGAAGCUCUUUGUCUUCUUCCAGUGUGUUUCAACAACAGCAGCCACUAGGUCUAGCAGCAGCCACUAGGAUUAAAACUGCACAUGCUUUAGCUCACCUGGAUGCAGGAUUGGACUGCCCAUUGCUUUUGAAAAUGCCAUUCUCCCUAGCACAAGAACUGCAACAAAACCCUUCCGCAUCUUGAAGAAUAUAGUCCUGGAACCCAUGCAAUAUUUUAAAGUAUUGUUUGUUAUCGUUCUUGUAACACUGCAGAAUCCGCUUAUCUCUGGAGAAAGAGAUAGAGAAGCUGAAGUCAGAAAAAAUUCUGUGGAAAUGGAAAUAUGAGGAGCUAAGAAAGUCCAAACAGCAAAGUCUAAAGCAGGUAUGUUGCAAAAGGCAGUUACCAUGGGUAACUGGAAAAUAAAUUAAAUUUCUUCUCUUUUGUUGUCUUGCUCUCCCAUAUGUACAAACCUAAGAGGCAGAUUAUGAGUUAUGCCGAAGUAGAAAUGAAUACAUCUUCCAUGUUUUAUUACAUUUCCAUGUCUAGGCCCUACCCUGCUUUCAAUCCACCUUCUGUCUGAUUUAACAUGGAAAAUUCAAUAAGCAUUCCCAGGGUGUGGUUUGAAAAAACACAUGUCCACCACCCUUCUGAAGCUGUGUCUGGGUCAAAGUUAGAAGGUCAGAGUUACUGCCUCAGAUCCAUAUGUACACUGCACUGGGAUACCUUACAGAAGACACCUGGGCUAUAAAUGUAAUAAACCAAGAUAUGAUCAUCUGAACACAGCUUUUUACAUAUGUUGCUCUACUACUACAACAACAACAAUCCCAUUGGGUUCUACUAUAAGGUAAAAUGGAUUACACUUCCAUACAUGAUACCUAAUGCACCUGCUGAAGGUCAUUUUUAGCAAAUUGUGUAUUGAUUGUGUGCUAUAGAAAAUGAAAUGAUAAUGAAAAUCUAGCGGCAACUAACUUUUUAAUGCUCUAAAAUGGAACCUAAGAAAUAAGGAUCUUGCUAUAGAAAUAUAGCCUCUCCAGAGAACUUGCUCAGGUUUCAAACUUUCAUAUAUACUAUCAUUUAUUUAAGACAGUUAUAUGCUGAUUAACCGUUCACAUUUCUAAGCUGUGGACAUCAAAACAAACCAUAGAAAAGGAAACAAUAAAGCAAUAAACAUAAAAUGAACACUACAUUGAAAUAACCUGCUGGAACAAGAAAGCCCUUAAUCAUGAGCAUGAAGGGGAAUGCCUGUCUAAUCUCAGUUGGGAGACAGUCUUGGGCCCACUGCACUUAAUGCACAGCUUCUAGUAGUCAUAAAAACAUAAUAUUCAAUGUUAAGUCUCGUUAUAAUAUUAUUAUCCUUGAUUAGAAUUCAGUCCUGAGUUGACGUGCCUUCUGAAAUAGGGUGCGGAGGGCAGUACAUAUAUAAAAUAGUAACAAUGUGAGCAUCCAUCGAAAGCUGCAAACUUAUACACACUAACCUGCAAAUAAGAUGCUGUUCCCAGAUAUUAUAAUAUAUGUCUGUCCUCUGCUAGUCCUAUGAAAGUGAUGAUUAAGAACAGUGUUCAUUUUAGUCCAAGAAACUUGCAGGUUCCUUCACUGACCACUGGUGAGCAGUAUAGACUUGCAAAUGCUUUCUUGCCAAUAGCAUGAAUUCUCCCCCCUCCCAGGAAAAUGUAUUUGCUCAUUAUAAAAUUGCUUUAUGUUAGGUUUUUCUUUUCUUUUCUUUUUUGAAAGGCUGUAUUUGUGAUUUGAAUAUAUAGCUAUUUGUAUUAGCACUUACAUGUAAUUGCAUUGCUGGAUGAUAUUGUAUGUUCUCCAUAAUAAUUUUUCUCUUAAAUCUUAUGGAAAACAUAGCUAGGUUACAUAGGUAAAUUAAGGCAAAUUAUCAGACUGGACAGAAAGAGUGUAUCUGGAUUUUGUUAAUCAAUGUGAAGGAUGGAUGGAAAUUAUUUUGAAAUGCGACGUGUGUGUUCAGUAGGUCUUUCGGCUGCAGGAUAAAUUGCUUGUAAAAUGUAUGGUGCAACUAUAAAUCACCAUAAUGCUUCCUUAGGGUGAUUUCAGAUGCUUCAUUUUAUCCAAAAGAAUAUUGCAUCUUCAAGAUCCACAUCAAUAUGGCUUGUUAAAGGUUAAAUCGGUUUUUAAAUUAUGUUUGAAGCAACCUGGGUAUGUCUCCAUCAUAGUACAUGACGAGAGAAUCAAAUUAUUGGGUGAUUCCAAUGUAGAGAAAAAUGUUAAAAGAGAUUUUGGAGAUGCUUCCAACACAAUAAAAAAAUGGUCCAGUUUAUUAAAAAAAUUGCACCUGACUAAGUAUAAUUUGAGCAUGGAAACACUGCCAGUAGAUUAAUGGAAGAUUUUAUUCCACAUAAACAGCUGUCUACAGUGGUACCUCGGGUUACAGAUGCUUUAGAUUAUGUGAUUUUGGGUUGCGCACCGCGCUGAACCUGGAAGUACUGGAAUGGGUUACUUCCGGGUUUCGGCACUCAUGCGUGCGCAGAAGUGCUAAAUUGUGCUUUGCGCAUGCGCAGAAGUGCUGAAUCGCAUCCCGUGCGUGCGCAGACGUGGCGCUGUGGGUUGCAAAUGUGCCUCCCGCACGAAUCACGUUCACAACCCGAGGUUCCACUGUAUUUCUUAAUAAUAAUAAUAAUAAUAAUAAUAAUAAAAUUUUUUAUUUAUAUCCCGCCCUCCCCAGCCGAAGCCGGGCUCAGGGCGGCUAACAACAAUAAAACAGUACAAAAGUUUUCUGUCCUGUUCUCAGAGAUUAUUGUUUUCUUAGAUUGAUUUAUUUUCAAGUUUAUAUCAGAUUAUAUUAUAUUAUUAAUAUAUUAUAUUAUAUUAUUAAUAUCAUAUUAUUAUAAUUAGAUCAGAAGUUUCCAAUGUGCUGUAUUCAAACUGUUACUGGGGUUCAACUCACAUCAACUUCAGCUAGCAUGGCCAAUGUUAGACAUCAGGAGGGCACUACAUUGGUUACGCUGACCUAGAUUAAUAGAGUCCUUAGUGCCUGAGAUAACUGCUUGAACAGUUAAAGUAGUGGGGGGGGGGGGCUUAAUCUCACACUGAUUACAUCCAAAAAGCUGCAGGAAGACCAUAGUGUCUGGAGUCCCACCUUCCUUCCUACUUAGGGGUGCCGGAUGCAAAAUGGUUGCCAGGGGCAGAUUCUUGCAUCUUGUAUAGAAGAGAUCUUCUACACAUCUAGUUGUGUAGAAGAGAUGAUUGUAGCGUUUGUAGUUUAAAUGGACAGGACAGAAGCCCUAUCCUCUUUUGCAUCAUGUCCGCCCACUGUAGCCCUUUAUGCCCCACUUACCUAGAAAGCUGAGUGCCCCUCUGCAGAAACUGGCAAGGCAACAGGUAGAGAUGCUGUAAGAAGGUUAACAUGGAACUUUGGAUUGUGGCCCUUCAAUCUUAGCACAAAAGCAGGAGUGGGGAACUGGUGACCCUCCAGACAGCAGCGGAGAGUGGGUUGAGUUGCAGACACUUCCCUGACCUCCUGGCAGAUGAGCCACUGCUGGUCACUAGCAGGGGAGGGGCGAGGUGGGGGCAAGGUCACUACAGUGCAAAUGCACCAGUCAAUUAAAUCCAGCACUUUUGCUGGUCCAUUGUCACUGUGCCACCAUUCCCAGUGUUUCACCCCACCAUCUUUAAUAACUCACCUGCCAGGAGCUCAGGUAAGCAUCUCUACCCUACCAUGCCCUAUACUUCUGCCUUUGGGUGUUGCUGGACUACAACUUUCAUAAUCCCUGACCCUUGACCAUGGUAACUGGGGCUGAUGUUUGGAGACUAUCAACAUUUGGAAGGCCACAGUUUUCACAUGCUUGCGUUAAGUAUUAUUUUACUACCAUGAGCAGCAGUAGGCUUCAGUGUGAAUUAUAGAACUUUUUAGAAAGCCAUCAAAUCGGGCUUGCUAACUCCUGAAGCUGAGAAACUAAGAAAUGAAACUGAAUCAAUAGGGGGUGCAAAAGGUCCACCAUCUUGAAGCCUUGGCUGUUUCGUAAUGUGAUAAUUUAAAAGCAGUUUUCUCCUCCACUUGGCAAAUAGAAUGUAAACAUACAACCCUACAAUCAUGCAUUGAAAUUCUGUGUACAGUGUUCAGAUAAGUACCCACACCUGCUGCAAAUGUAAACAUACAUCCACACCUGCUUAAUUAAGUAUGUAGAAAGAAGAGAAGUUAGAUUUGUUCUUCCAUACAGCUCCUGAAACUAUGUAUUUCUUUUAUUUUAAAAAAAUCAAACAAGUUAGAAUGUAAAUAGAACUGUAUCAACUUUGAAACAAAAGAAGGGCAUGGAAGAGACUCAUUCAAGCAUCUUUUCUCUGUGUCUUAUUUAAAGCACAACUUGAUUUAGUUCAGCCUUUAUGUUUUAUGGAGCUGUAUGCUGGCGAUUGUAUGGAAAACCAAUAUGCUUACUCCUCUGCAAAAUUAAAAGAGGGGAGGGGAAACCUCUUUCCAGCUUGGUAGAUAUAAAUGUGACCAUGAGAUGUGUGGGUAAUACAUGAUCUAUGCUUAAGGUUGUAUCCCUGUACGUUAUCCUCAGAGUUGACCCAUUAAAAUUAAUAGCCCUAAAUUGGUCAUAUCCAUUAACUUAAUGUCUAUUCUGAGUAGACCUAACAUUAGAUAACAACCUAUUUUUUUUAAAAAAAAUAAUAAUCAUGUAAUUUAGAUUGUUUAAUAAUAGUAACAGCAACAGAAACGUUAAAGGGUUAAACACUAUCUUCUUCAUAAAGAUAAAUUCAUUCACAUUUGACAUUUUAUGUCCCCCCCCCUUGAAGGAUGUUUGCUGAAAAUGUUUUCCCAAUACACCAUGCCUCUUUACAGUGGCUUUUUCUGUCACUAAAAAGGGGGCAGGAAAUGAACAUGUUUGCCUGGCUUGCCAGCCAAUCAUUAGUGUGGCCAAAUGCAAAAGUGGGCAAGGUUCCUGCUCCUUUAAGAACUGUGCAAAAAAAGGGGGUGGAAUUGACACCAAUUUCCAACAAAGUGUCCUCUUCAAAUCAGGUAGCCUUCAGAUGUUUUGGACUAUGACUGUCAUCCUUCUUAAUCCUUGGUCACACUGGCUGCGGCUUAUGGGAGUUGUCCAAAAAAUCUGGAGGGCACCAGAUUGAAGAAGGCUGAGCAGUAACACAAGGUAUUAUCUGGCAGAGGUGUUUACCUGUCCUCCCAGCAGGUGAGUUACUGCUGCUUACUGGGAGGGGGUGAGGUGGUGCCACUAUGGAUCACUGAUGCUUACGGGGGAGAAGGAGAGGAAGAGGGGUGAUGUGGCAGGGAGGUCUGUGUAGUGAAAAUGCACCAGCAGAACCAAUAUGCCGCUCCUGCUGAUGUGUUUGCACUGUGAUGACCCAACCACCUUGUCACCUCUUUCCCUCUGAUAAGCAUCACCGACCCAUCUUCCAGCAACCUAGUGUAGCAGGUCCACCCCAAUGGGCAAUCCGCAUGUUCCCAAGACUGGUUGAGGGGUUGUUGCAAAAACCAACAAUUGUUUCAAUAAGACACAGGCCAUUUCUCCAGGGAAUCUCAAAUGCCUCCAUAAUCUUUCCUGUGUUUUUUAUGUAUCUGCAGCUCAGAAACACCCUAGUUUUUCCUCCACCUGCUUGUUCUUUGUUAGAAUUCUUUCUCAGCUGCAAGUUAGAUUUCUGCUGACUUCAAGAUUGUCACCCUUUUUUCCACAUGGAAGUUUGUUGCCCAGAAUAAGUGUGUGUGUAGGGGGGGAGGAAAGUACUUUCACCAGCUGUUGGAUAGGAGGAAAGAUUUGCAAGAGUCAGACCAAUCUCCCUAAUGACUGUCAAAGCUCCAUAUGUUAGGAAGAAGAUUGUAGUGAAGUGUUGCUUCCUUUAAAUAAUAAACAAGCAAACUCAACUUCAAAUCAUGAAGACCAAGCAUACCCCGCUGUCACAUUCACAUCCUUUGCAGCAAAGGGGCAACGAACAGCAGUAAUACAAUGCGGUUUCAAGUACCAUUAAAACGUUGCGUUUGAUGGAAGCACGGCACCAUCCUUUGAAAUGUAAACCAAAUAUCUGUUGUGAAACCUUGAAACACAUGUGGGAAUUAGCAAAGACUCUUUCUGCUUCCUGCAAAGUUAGGAUGUCAUUGAGGCAAAUUAAGAGAUGAAAGCUCGUGUUUUUACGUCAGAUCUUCUGGUUCAGAAUGCCCCAAAGCAGCUGCCCUUUGGAGACUUCAAAUUAAAUUAGAAGAAAUAAUUGCUAUAAUCCCUUUGCCUAAAACAAUUUUUGCCAUUUACAUAGGGUUUUGAACACAGUUUGUAUAAUCUAUUACCACUGCCACCCCUGCUGGUUUCUUCUGUCAUAAUCCAAUCAACUACUAGAAAAGCAUGCUAAUGAGUCUUUAAAAAUCCCAUUUGGAAUGAACAUCAGGGGCUCCAGCUUUCCCUGCCUAGUUGUGGAAUCUAAAUUCGCAAAGUUCUCAAAAGCAAUCUAGAUGAAGCAAGGUGAUACACGGGAUUGUGGUUUUUGCUUUUCUGUGAUGGAAAUUCUUCUCUUCACUAUGUGGGAAAACUUUAUUAUAGCAGAAUGGAAUGAUAAAUCCCUGAUAGCAUAUAUAACAUGACCCCCACUAAAUCAGUUCCGGGUACAUUCACAGUAUCUUUCCAUCACAUAGAAGUAACACCCUACUGGCCUGAUCCUGAAUUUGCUUCAAUUGGAAGUUCAAUGAGGCUUAGUCAGUGCACACAAGAUUACAGACUAAGGGUGUGUAUACAUUGUUGCUACAUCGUUAUUUCUUCAGUUUGGAUCAAAGCUAUUUUGGCAGCAGACACAUCAAAAACAAGAAAUGUUCACGGGAAAUGACAGGAUAGAUAUGGAUUGUUAUUGCAAGCAUCAUGUAUACAAUGCUUCUUAAACCAUCAAUGUGACCAUUAACAUUAAAAAUCUGGCAAUGGAAAAUUCCUCUGAUGCCUACCUUCCUUUGAUGCUCUAAGCAUGUGCUUAUUUUGCUUAAUGGUUAAUCUAACCUAGGUAUUUAUGCAGUCCAAAAAAGAGAAAGUAAAAAGUAAAAAUAUUGACCCCUUUUAACCGGUGGCUCUCCAGUUAUGGAAUCUGAUUCCAUGUGAGCUCAGGCAAGCCCCUCCCUUGUUAAAUUUAAAUGAGUCUUAAAGAUUCCACUUUUCACAAUGGCCUUUGGAGCUCAGUCUAAGGUAUUGGAUGCUGUUCUGUGCAGCUGGGUGGGUUACUUUGGUGGUAUGCUGGCGUGUAUCUUCCUGAGGUGGAAUUGGAUAUUUUAAUGGUUUAAACUAGUUUUAUUGUUAGAUUUUAUGGAUUUCUAUUUGUACAUGGCCUCGAGCCACUUUGAGAAGCAAAUCUUGUUUACAAAGCAAGCUAAAAGCUUUUAAAAAUAAAUAUAUAUAUUUAAAAAUACACUGAUUUUACAAGUUUUUACAAUGAAGAAUCCAGUGCUGAUAAGAGGAUUUCGGAACUUAAUGCUUUUAUUGCUAAGUGCAUUUCUGGACUAAUACUUUAUACUGGCCCAUCUUAGACAGCUAGGCCCCAAAUUGAAGCAUUUGACAUCUGUUCUUAUGUUGUAUUUUUGCAAUAAAAUACAGUAGUUUCACUCCUGGCACUUUUGAUUGGCUUUCCCAAUCUGUUCUUUUCAAAGGGGGCCAUCCACAUUCAUUAAAAUCAAUGUGGAUUUUGCUAUUGUGAGUCAAUGAGGCAAAACAGAAGAAUGGGCCCAGCAAAUCAUCACUCCUUCCAUAAAAUUGUGCUUGAAAAAAUACUCAUUAUUUUCUCUUUGUCUCUGUUGUAGUGUUGGUUUAUGCUGAACUGUGACAUUAGAAUGGGUGAUUCCUUGUGACAGUUUCAGCCUAUAAUUGCCUAUAACAAUUGGAGUUUUCUAUUUGCCUAUGCUAAGCUUUGCAGUGGUGGUAUGAAUUUAAGUGUUCUACACUUGUGAGAGCUCCUUGUGUGUUUUAAAACCCUGGAAAACAAGGUUUUAAACCUCCUCAUGUUCAUAGUAUCUUCUACCUUCAGAAAUUCAGGCUCCAGGUUGUGGAGGGUGACGACAGAUGCAAUGCAGGGAAGGAGCUACAGCCUUUGAGCAGGAUUCAACUAAGCUGUUGUGCUACAGAAGGCAGCAUAAGAACUCCCGCUAGCACAAUGGGACUUCCCCCUUCUCUCACCUCCUCCCCACAUAAUUUCACAGGUCAGGUUGGGAGAGUGGGCACAACCUCCCAGAACAGAGCACAGGGUGAAGAGAGGGGAGAUCAUUCCACCAAGCAAGCAGAAAGACUUGUGCUGAUGGAGCAAUCUCCUUAGCGUAAUGUUGCAUUCCUUUCUGUUUCCCUAAUCAUCCUGCUCAUGUGCUAAGAUAAAGAGUCACAAUCCAGUCUGUUUAUUUUGCAGCAUAUUUUAAGCCAAGGCGAGUAACCUCAGGCAGAGGAACAAAGCUGGUCCUCCAGGCCUCUCUCUUUCACCCUAGAAAUUCUCUCCUGACCAUAUGCUCACCUAUUGGCUACAUCCUCCUUGAAUGAUUUUGCCUGGCUGGAAUGUGUUCUUGCAUUGUGACAGUGCCUCUUGCUUGCUUGUCAGAAAGAAGUACAGAGAAUGUGGGUGUGGGUGUGCCUAAAACCUCUGGCUUUUAUAUGGCUGGAAUGUAAUUACUGGGCAAAGGUGAGCAUCACAGCCAUUGCUCUGUUUACUUUUGCAUCUGGACCUGUUCACCACUGAGAUGUAGCAAACCUGGAGAGCCAGUGUGGUGUAGUGGUUAAGAGCGGUAGUCUCGUAAUCUGGGGAACUGGGUUCGCGUCUCCGCUCCUCCACAUGCAGCUGCUGGGUGACCUUGGGCCAGUCACACUUCUUUGAAGUCUCUCAGCCCCACUCACCUCACAGAGUGUUUGUUGUGGGGGAGGAAGGGAAAGGAGAAUGUGAGCCACUUUGAGACUCCUGAAGGGGAGUGAAAGGCGGGAUAUCAAAUCCAAACUCUUCUUCUUCUUCUUCUUUUUGCCUAUGAGAGAAUGUGGCCUUCAGGGCUAAAAAAUUGUUUCCUUACCCCUGUUUUAAGCCAUCUAGAGAAUAUCGUACGGAUGAUGCUUGCAGAUGAUAUCCUAAUAUUUCAGUGAUGAGCCAACUUCUAUUUUUCAGUUUGGUAUACAUAAUGAUGUACAUCAGACUGAAGUAACAAGAAUCACAGAAGGUUUAGAGGAAGACACUGGACCCAAAUCUCAGAACUCUGUGAAGAUCUGGGACUUACAAGCAGAGGUAUGUUUAGAUAUUUCUGAAGUGUGUGUUUACACAACAAAAGUUUAUAGAUCCCUUAGAAUUAUUUUAAAUAUGCUUUCCUAAAUAUAUGCAGAACACAUGGGACCCUAGAUGUAAGUAGUAUUUAUAUCGGGGUGAAGGUUUCUAUGGGAGACUAUUAGGAGUCUGAAAAAACAUAUUGGAAGAGCACAUUCAGUACAUCUUGGUUGGAAAACUAUUGGUUGAAUAGUUUUUAAAAAACAUUUUCAUAAAUUCAGUUAUUUUUGUCUUUGGGAAUCUGGAGAAAAUGAAGAGUUAGAAUAAAUGUUGAUAUUAAGGGAGGGAAAGGAGAACAACAAAUUCUGUCUUUGAAUAGUUUGCUACAAAAGGGGUUUUAAAAAGGUAGAGUGGAGAAUGAUUUAUAUAUACAUGACUGAAGGGCCAUGUACAAGUUCUUUGGAUGAAUCAAUUUGAGAGACCCAUUUUCCCUCCUUAGUUUCUUUGUGUAAACUUUAAAAUGACUAUUUGAGAGUAGAGAAGUUCAGGUAGGACUCUUAGUUUUGUGAGAUUAAGAUUAGGUGUGAGUUCUUGAAUACACUCAUAUAGAAAAUGUCCCCCCCCCCCUACAAAAUAGAGUUCUGCACAAGCAUGUUAUUGUAAGAGCAUUCACAAAAGAGAGAAAAGUUUGUCAUUUAGGACACCAUGAACUCCUAAUCAUUAAAGAUACAGUUUUCAAUAUGGAAUUUCUAAAAGACAAAUUUACCGUACUUUUCUGUGUAUAAGAUUAUGCUUUCUUACUUAAAAACUAUGUUAAAAAUUUGGGCUCAUCUUAUACAUGGAUAGGUGGCUUUUGCGAUACGUGCAUUUUCUAGCACCCCCCCCUAAAAAAAGCUGGACAACUCUGGGCCGCCACCUCCCCAAAAAAGCUCAACAACUCAGGGCAAUCCCCCCCCCAUUUUCUAAAUUUUGCGUCCCCCAAAAUCUUAUACACAGUAGCGUGCUAUACACGAAAAAAUAUGGUAAUAUCUUUGGCCACAAAUCCUUAUCUCUCUCUAGCGUAUCUUCAUAGAAAAUUAAAAGUAUUUCCUCUCCCUCACUUUUUCACUAAUGUGAAAAAGCACCCAACAGACAGCACCCAACCACAGCACACUGUGUAUAAACCCCACACAGGGAGGUAGCAAGGCAUGAUUUUCAUCAGGAUGACAGUAUAGAGAAAAGGGAGGUUUAAUAUGUUUCCCUUGCCUCUAACUGAUCCUGAUGAAAAUUACACCCGUUGCACUGCUGUAUGGAGAAACAAGACAGAAAAAACUCUCACUGUUGCCACAGAAAACAGUUUCUGAAGGAAGGUGUUUUUUUGCCAGUCCCCCCUGUAGAUCACUUGUGCCUUCUGAACAAGAAUGGGAGACCAUUUCAAGUGGCAUCGGAGUUGGUGUCUAGGACAGUAGGGAUGGGAUAAUAGGUAAGACUUUGCCCUUCUGUAAGCUGGAGCCUACAAUGGAAUAGUGGCAUUCAUUUACAGCAGGGACAUCCAACUCCCAAUAGACUACGAUCUACUCACAGUAUAAAAAAACUGGCAGUGAUCUACCCAUUGUCAGAUCAUUGUUACUGAGCUUUUUCUUGGGGGGGGGAGAUUGCUGAGGGGCCAGAGAUCUACCAGGAGCACCCCGCGAUCUGCCAGUAGAUCACGAUCUACCUGUUGGACAUGCCUGAUUUACAGGAUCACAACUGGGCAUCCCAGACAGUAUAUUUUCAACAGCAGCUGUUUUCAGACAUUUUAACAUGAUGAAACCAUUGUAUUAGUUUACUGCCAAAAGCUUGCUUGCGUGUUUAUGGACCUGGAAAUGGGAAACUGGUAACAGGCUGGUGGAAAAGUCUUAAGGGAGACAAAACAUGAGAUAAAAUGAGUAGUGUGGAUGAUCCGAUGUGCUUAUCAAGGGCAUAAUGGUAUUAAAAUACUCUCUGGAUGUCAUUUGCUCUAUGCAACCUGUCAUCAAUGUAUAGUCAGGAUACCUCAGAAACUAUUGUUUCAAAGUAGCUUCCCACUGCAAACCAUAUAUGACUGCUCUCCUCUCAUUUAAAACCUGUGCAAUUGUAGCAUAGCUCUUUUGAACACUAAUAGUCUUGUAUUGAUUUUAUUUUGUCCUUGUUGAGCUCUUUAAAUUUAAAACAGCUGUUUUGCCAGUAGUUGUUCAGGAUAGCCUGAGGCAUCGCUCUGUUGUCAUUAACAAGGAUUCAUGACCCCCUGGUGUAGGAAGUCUUUAGGUCAUUUUUGGGUUGCUUGUUUAUGAAGAAAAAGAGGGUGAGCAUUAAAAAUGGACUUUUCAGUAGGGGUUAUCAGAGUAAAAUUUCCCCCAGAAACAUAGUAAAUUGAUAAUAACAAACCUCCUCUGCUGUGAAUAGGCUUCUGUAUGAUGUAAAGUAGUAAAAAGAAUAUAUAUAUAUAUAUUCACACAUACAGUGGUGCCCCGCAAGACGAAUGCCUCGCAAGACGGAAAACCCGCUAGACGAAAGGGUUUUCCGUUUUUGAGUUGCUUCGCAGGACGAAUUUCCCUAUGGGCUUGCUUCGCAAGACGAAAAUGUCUUGCGAGUCUUGAGAUUUUUUUUUCGCUCCCCCCCCUUUAUCUAAUCCGCUAAGCCUUUAAUAGCCUUUAAUAGCCUUUUAGCAGCUAAUCCACUAAGCCUUUAAGCCUUUAAUAGCCGCUAAACCGCUAAUAGCGCUAAUCCGUUAAGCCGCUAAUAGGAUUGCUUCGCAAGACGAAAAAACCGCUAGACGAAGACUCUCGCGGAACGGAUUAAUUUCGUCUUGCGAGGCACCACUGUAUACACACACAAGUGUUGUUCCCACAAGUGGUUAUGGUUCAAAGCAUGCAUGACAAUUGCAGAGUCAUUUGUUUAAAAACUGCCCUAAUUAUGUAUAAAGCAAGAGACAAUUUUAGAACAAAAGGGGCACAUGGAUGAGGAGAAUGGAACCUUUCCUUUGGGGAAUGGUCAUAGCUCAGUGAUAGAGCAUCUGCUUUGUUUGCAAGAGGGUUCUAGGCAACUUCAGGUAGAGCUGAGAGGGGCCCCAGUCUAAAACUUUGGAGAGCCAUUGACAAUCAAGGUAGGUAUUACUGAGCUAGAUGAAGCAAUGGUCAAACUUACUAAGAGGCAGUUUCCUUUGUUUCUCCCACCACCUUCUGUUCCUAGGUUGCGUUCACACAGCAAUUUAUUUGGGGCAUCCCCAAACUCGGCCCUCCAGAUGUUUUAGGACUACAAUUCCCAUCAUCCCUGACCACUGGUCCUGUUAGCUAGGGAUGAUGGAAGUUGUAGUCCCAAAACAUCUGGAGGGCCAAGUUUGGGGUGCCUGCCCUAACUCUUAAUUUCCACAUUAUAUUUGAGCUUUCACACAAUGUAAACCCCACUUCUGGGAAUCUAGAGGAAGUUGAGAGUUCAUUUCCGUGUUAAUUGCUUCCAGGGGAAAAAAAUCAUUUGCAAAUCCAUUAACCCAGAAAACUGCGGGGGUAAAGUGACAAAAUUAGGGGCAGUAGACCAGCAUACAGUUCUUUCCUGCCUAUUUUAUGGGAGAAAGCAUACAGGGAAAAGAAGCACACACAUAUGGAAAGGGUGAGAGAGUAGCGACAUCGCCCAGUGACAUUUGUUGUGCGUCACAGCACACUCACGGGUGUGACUGAAAUUUAGCAUGAUGUGCUAGUAUAUUGGUCAGAAAGCCAUAGUUCCAGAAAGCAACUGCUAUUCUAUUAAAUCAUUAUUAGCAGGCAUCAUUUUACAGUCUGAAGAACCAUUCCUCCGCUACAAUAAUAAGUAAAAUGUCCUCUCUCCAAUCAAAAAAUGAAGAAAAGCCUUAAUGUAAUAGGUAAGUACAGGCUUCCUUAACCUCAGCCCUCCAGAUGUUUUGAGAUUACAAUUCCCAUCAUCCCUGACCACUGGUCCUGCUAGCUAGGGAUCAUGGGAGCUGUAGGCCAAAAACAUCUGGACGGCUGAGGUUGAGGAAGCCUGGAUAAGUAGAACAUGUCUUUGGAACAUUUUGAAAUGUUCCCAAACAUAUAGCCUUGGAAAGAGUUCUGUAUCGUAUCAAAGCUUGUACACAAAUACCAGGCCAAUCUUUGUGUUUUCUGUGUGUUUUGUUCUGUGGGGACUACACAAAGAUGUAGUCCCCGCAUUAUUUUAGGUAUUUACUUUAUUGCAAUGCAGUCUUCAAACUGAAGAAAAGCAAUCCAUUUAAUAGAAAAAAUCCAUUUAAUAGAAAAAAAUAUUUUUAUUCAAGUAAAUUUUUUGGAUAUGUGAACUGAAAUUUCUCAGAUGUCCAGGAUAAAUAUACUUGCCUUUUUACCCCAUAUCUAUGAGUCAGGUAGUCCUACCUGCCUAAUAGUUUGGCUGGAAUUCACUCUUGGAUGCUUUUGUAAUUUCUUUCCUUUCCUGAAUCCAGUGAAGAAUAAAAAUUACAUUGAUUAGUCAGCAUUGCAGAAAGAUGAAUUGCUUAGGAUGGAAAUUAAGGACCGAACUAAGCAUUCUACACCAGAUGUUGGUAACAUUUGCCUGCUAGUUCUGUUUGCUUUUUAUGAAAAGCAGUCUUCCAGCUUCAAUCAUUAGCCUUCAAAAUUCACACUUCUCGAAAUUAUGCAAUUCAGUUCUCCAACCCCAAAAUAUGUACAAAACACAUAUAUAUUAGUGAAAAUAACACAGAAAAUGGGGACAUUGCUUGUAAAAAUAUGUGCAUUAGGUAACAUUGCAUAAAAAUGAAUAUAUUAGAAGAAAUGCUGGUGAAUUUCCGUAAGGACUUUAAGAAAAAAAAUAUUAUAAAGUGUACGAUAAAAUCCAAAAUGGCAGUUGUCCAUCGCUAGCUGCAAUGUCCCUCUGGAAUGUUUUUAAGGUGUGAGAAGCUUCAUCUGAGUACUCCUCGUGUUGCAGUACUUAUAUUUUCAAAGGAUCCACAGAUCACAUGGACUAAUCAGCUGACAAGACUGUUUUUCAUUUCCUAACUUGUUUCCUAACAUUUCCAUCUAUGUCUUCGACUAGCCAUAACUAGUGAGCAAUAGGUUGUUGUUUUUUAAAUGGUUACUCUUUGCCACCAUACUAGUCUUCAUCAAAAAAUAUAUUGGAAAUAUAUAUAUAUAUAUCCUGGGUUUGGCCAGAGUUUACAUCUUCUAUACUUUUGUGCUGAUAGUAUGAACAAUGAAAAAUGCAAGUUAGUCUAAGAAAUCAAUAAACCUGGCUUCAGAUACUGCUUCUUUUCUUCUGUAUGACCCAUCAGAUGAUACCAAGUUACGAAAAGACAGUAUGUAUGUCUCUCUGUAUUGUUAUGAGUUUGUGGGUUCAAGACACCUAUAAUUUAUGGAUUUAAUAGGUGUUAGAAUUUAUUUAAUGCUUGUAGAGUUAAACUGGAAGUCAGACUCUUAGUAGUAGCUGGAUUCGUCUUCCCUUGUUAGGAGAUCACCUGACAGAUAUGACAUUAACAGAGAACAAAGACAAGGAGAUGGGCCAUCAUCAAAGCAGAGACUCUCUGCGCAAAUGGGUAGAGCUCCACCCUGAGCUCUGAGAUUGGUAGUCAGUAGACAAGGCCAGAGAUUUUGUUAGGAGGAAGUUUUAGUAUUUCAGCUUUCUGUGGCAUGAUCAAGGGGGAAAGGUAUUGGUCUGUUAAAAGCAAGUGAGAGAGUGGGGCCAGAGCACAAUGUGGACUACCUGCUUUGAAUUGGGAGACUGCAGCAGUGGGAGAGAUGGGAUUCUCUUGCAGUGUAAUGCUUUGAAGCACUACACUGUAGCGUCAGGUUAUAUAUCUGUAUAAAUAAACUAUAUAGCAUAAAGACAUGUAACAGUAUAUAAGGAGCUAGGAGCUCCAUGCAUAAAUCCCAGCAGAAUCCUGGGAGCUGUUCUGUAUGUCAUAGCUGUUUGACAUCUCAAGCAUAUUAAGAACCCUGGAUUAAUUUGCCUGCAUAAUAGUUGCAUGGGCCCACAAGUUUAAUUUGCCUACAGCUGUGUGUCUUUUCCAGGAAAAGGGUUCUUGUCUUCACAGAUUCUGCCAUCCUCCUCUUCCAUUUUCCAGACGGAAAUACCACAGCCUGAGAGUACAUCAGUAUGGGAAAGAAGAAAAAACCUUGAAAUAGAAAAUCAAGAACUGGGUAUAGACAACAGAAGAUUAAAGGCCAAGAUGAAGGAUCUUCAAGAUCUUCUGGACAGAAAAAGUAAAUGGCCUGCAAUUCAUCUGUGUGGAGAUCUCAAGAUACCAUACAGUGAACUGCUGGGGGGAAAUAAGGUACGAUGCUUAGUUACUUAAUUCAAGCAUUUCGGCAAGGGGUAGUUUGAGCUGUAGCAAAUACUUCUCCCACAUUUCAUCCUCAUCCCUGACUUCCACAUUUUAGAUGGGGCUCUCUUAUGGAGAAAGUGCCUAUACAGAGACCUGCAUCCAAGCUAGAAACCUGCACAUUCUACAGAGUUCUACACCUAAUGUGUGAACAUUGCAGUGGAGCCUAAAAGCUGCAUAAUUUUGGAGGUGGAGCCAGUGGUGGGACCCUUUUCUACACAUGAUGCCACCUGACACAACUCAUAGCAGAAGGGAGCUUUAAUUGAAUUUACUAUCAGCAUUCUUUUCUGCAUAAAAUAUCAAUUACCCGGUCAUGAUUUCUGCAUUAAACAUGUUAUUAAUUAUAUUUAUACUUCACACAAUAAUAGUACAAAUAAGCAUCAAAGGAAUAUUAUUAUAGCUAUAAAAAGCACUUAUUUUUCAAUGAAUAUUUGAAGAUAAUUGCUUUAGCAGUCUGCCAAAAGUCAGGGGUUUUUGCAGUGGGUCAGCCAAACAGAAUUUUAUAGGAUGCAUCCACAUUGGCUGUUUGUGCAUGAUCUGCUAUGGUUAUAUGUGAUAUUCAUGAUUUCAGACAAUAGCUUGCAUUGUAAAUCACCAGAAUAUUCAUGAAAGCAUAUCUAUAGCAGCCUAUAAGACUGCUAUAUCUGGAUGAUCGUAACACUAUUAAGAAGCAAUAGAGUUAGAGUGGAUCAGGACACUGAUCAAAUAAAUUCCUCUCGUGUGUUUAGAGUUUGUUUUGAAUUGCUUCUUUUUGGUAGCCCAGACCAGGACCACAUCUUAUGGGAAAAAAUAAAAUAAAACAACAAGAUAAUGUAGCAUGAACAGAAGAUCAUUUAUCUUCAUUGGAUGUGUUGCCAGUGCUUAAUUUGUAAAAUGAGUGGUGUCAGUGCUCAACAGUGCCAGAUGCUAUCACAGGAGCUUUGGGCUGACUGUCAAUACAAUACUGGGGGGUGGAAUUCUGCAUUUACAUAGAGGCAUUUAUCCCUCUCGCCAAAUGCAAAGGAUGGCAUGCAAGUCUAAGAGUUUGAGGAUCUAGUUGUUGCUGUUGGAAUGGAUUGUGGGGUUUAAGUCAGGCUGGCUUUAAAGGUACACCAGGAAAAAAACAGAAUACCCAGCCCUCAACAUCCCAAAGUACAAAGACUCUACAAUUUACUCAUUAGUCAAAGAAGUCUUUAGGUUUCCAUUUUCUAGACAGGCUAGAAGCCACCAAAGAUAUAGAGCUGGGAUAGGUGGAUAGCCAGUGUUGUGCCCUCCAGGUGUUAAUGUCUAUAACCCCCAUUAUUCUUAGCCAAUAGUUGUGCUCCAUGGAGCUGAUGGAAGUUGAGGUCCAGCAACAUUUGAGGGGCAGCACAUUGGGUACCCCUGUUGUAGACAUAAGAGAAAGGGAAGGGGGACAGAUAAGGAACUAAGGCUAGAGAAAGGGGGAACCAGCCUGAACAGGAGACACCACAGAACAAAAAGGAUGUGAGAUUUGGAAAAAUCCAUCCCAAGUUAAAAUCAAGAAGCCAAAGGAAAUAGUUUGGGGGUAGCAUUUACAAGUCAAGCAUUUAUUUAUUUUUUAAGUUCUUACUAACUUUGCAUUCACUGGUCUAGAGGAGCAGCAAUUAUUCUCAAUGUGUGUAGUAGUUCCAUGCAUUAUUGCUCACUUGGGCAGCUGCCUCAAGGCCAAACUAAAUGAGACACCAUUCAAGCAAUUAGCUUUUUAAAUAACGGCAUGAAUGGGAGCUUUCCCCUUUAUGCACAUAGCAGGUAUUGGGGCUUGAUCCAGACUGAGAACCAGGGAAAGGAUAAAAGGUAAAAGGUCCCUAUCCUGUGUCAGGGUCCCAAUCCAGAUCAGCACCCUUGUGCUUGCUAUUUACAUUAAAACAACAACAACAUCAUCAUCAACAACAACACUGGUAAUUGUGUGACUGGUGUCUUAUCAAGUUUGGUCCUCAAUUAAUACUUUAGCUGGUCCAACCUACAUUUGAUUUCAAAUUCCCACUUGGAUGCCAACAAUCAAGUGAUUGACAAGAGAACUAUUUACAAAGGAAAGGAAAAGAAAAGAAAAGAGAGAGUCAGUCAUAGGAGCUCCAUUCAUACGAAUACAGUUCUAAACCAGCUUUUUCAACACCACUGCUUUCUGCACAAGAACCAGCCUAUGGACAUUGCAGGAGGCUGGACUAGAUGAUCCUCAGGGUCUCUUCCAACUCUACAAUUCUAUGAUUCCAUAUCAGAGUUGCUACCUCUGAGAUAUAUACCUCAGAUAAUAGGCUCCCACCCUUAAAUAAGUAACUCGUGUGACUGUGCCUCCCUGCUUUAGCAGUGUUUCUUGUUGUCAUUGAAAGAAAAAUAGCCGAAGUGUGUAAAGAAAAAUAGAGAAGUGUGUAGCCUUCUCUUUUCGAUCAUGAGCACAAUGCCUUGGGGAUAAAUGUUGAGACAAGAUUAUAUCUGAAUUUGGACCAACUGUGUAUUUCUCUGUUCCAUGGAGAAACUCCAGUUACAUGAAACUUUUAGACUAUACUAAAAACAAAAUAUGGGUUUUAUUUCACCAGGCUUUUGUGUUGACCCCUUUACUGUGAUAGAAUAACGCAUUAUUACUUUUCCACCUUUCCAUACAGUUUCUAUGACCGGUAUAUAUCAUAUUUCCCUUUAGCCCUACUGCCAAGUUUUUUAGACAGCUGCCUUGAUUGCAUGAAAGAUGUGUAUCAAAUCUAAUCUUCACUGUACUUGAAACUUUUAAAAAACAACCUACAGUUUUUUUUCAAAUAUAUUAUGAAUGACUGUAGGAAAUGUGGUUUUACUGUAUUUUAUUAGAGAUAUAAAACAUAGGAAUCAAAAUGCUUUACGUGGCCUAUGCAAGUUUUAUAUACUUCAACUUUUAACUACUCAUAUGACAGGCUGAAAGCAGGGAAAUAUAUCAUUCACAUGGAAAUUCAUAUCUAUGUUUUAAAAAACAUUUCCCUAAAACUAUAUUUGCGAUCAUAGCAGCUCAUAGCUUAUCUUUAAAUACAUACAUGGGUUACAAGCUUUCCCAUGUCAAGAAUAGCAAAUUGAUGACUACCAUCAUUUGAUCUGGAUUAAAUAGAUGGUUGGAAGGUGUGUGGGGGGGGAGAGAUUCAGACUAGAAGCAUUAGAUGUAUUUUAAUUUCCAGCGAUAUAGUGAGUUUAUCUGGCUAAGUUUCCAAUGACCUAACUAAUCGGCUUACAAACUGAUACUGUAUGCUGUUACGGAGAGAAAAGAGAAAAGGGAUGCAGUGGUAGCAGGAGGAAAAACAAGCAGAGUAAGGAGGUCCAUUUGCUUUCAGAUACGAAGUGGAGCCUAUGCAGGUUCAUCAGAGUCACUGGGUCAUCAGCCCCAUAAGUUAUACCUGUUCUCCACCCGCUGCAUUCACUUGCAAACACUUCCCACCUCCCUAAAAUGGGACAAUUUCAUUUAGCCUAAUGUAUAGCAUGAGAUCAUUCAUUCUUAGCCAGCAGACCUGUCCAUAGUGAGGAAUUAACUCUUUAUUGUCAAAAGUACACUUACAAGUUAGGAAAGGGCAUGUCUAUCAAUCCCAGGUCUCUUAGCUACUCCUUGGUGUGCACCCAAUACAGCAACAGUGAGGCCCCGCCUCCAGCCUCUGCUUAUGUAUCUCCCCCACCUGGGCUGCAUGCAAGCAAAGAACAACUCUGCCUGCAUGAAGGGCCAUCUUUACCGGGGGGGGGGGGGCGGAGGGGUUUCUGUACAUCCCCAGUAUGGAAGAGACUGCGACCCACAUCUAGUGGAGCUGUGGGCAUGCGUUAGCAGAGUUCCUCAAGAAGCGAGACUGUGUAGGUAUGCAGCAUCAAGAAUUUUUCUUUAUUUACAGCAAAUCAAAACAAAAAAACAUGGCUAGUGUGAACAGCAUCUCACACAUGCAUCUUCUCUGUUUGAGAGCAGAGAACAAAAAGCAGAAGAACAAAAGCACAAAGAACGGAAGUUCUCUGGUAUGAGUUUCUGUUCCCACACUUUCAGCAGUAUGGAAUGUAAAUAAGGAUCACAUGAUCCAGCAAUGAGAGAAUGAAUUACUGUAGUACUGUACUGACAUCCUCCCCCAUUUCAUGACAUCAUUGCUACAGACUUCAGGAGAGUUGCAGCUUAUUUACAAAUACACUCAGUUGUUCCUUGUUAACAACUUUUGACAACAAAUCAGCAGGAAUUUCCUUUCCUGGCAUAUAGGACACAUUUAUGAGCUCCCUGCGGAUACAAUCCCUUGCAUGACAUAACUUGAUCUGCAAGUAUUUGGUUCUUUGCUUACACCCUUCAGAAUUAAGCAAAGCUAAGCAUGAUUUGUUGUCCUGAUAAGCCUGUAUAGGACAUGACACAGUAUGAAAUGUAAAUAAGGAUCACAUGAUCCAGCAAUGAGAGAACAAAUUACUGACAAGGGGUGCGGGGCACCCGGGCGCCGAAUUCUGGGUGGUGCCAGGUGGGAGAGCAGGGAGAGCUCUCUGGAAAGUCUCGCUCACCAAAGCCAGGAGGAGGGGGAGUGACAGGAAAGAGGGAGAGACAGACAGAAAGAGAACAUGCCUAUCCAGCGACAGGAGCACGCACAUGCUCCAGAACCUUUCCAAGAAGAACUUGUAUAUGCGCAUUCGCAAGGGCCCUCCCAGCUCCUCUAGAAAUAAGGUUGCUCCCACAAUGAAAGGCUGCCCAAGAUGGCUCUCCACAUGCAUGUGCACAAUGCCCGCCCAUCUCAUUUUUCAGACACCUCCCCAUGACCGUAAGUGCAUGUGUGGAGUCUUUACACUGACUCUCAGUGUGUGGAGUCAGGAGAAGGAAGGGUGGAAGCCCUUGACACUACACCAGUCUAACCAGUCUCUUCCUCCUCCUGCACCUGUUCUUCACUCUCCAGUCGUGCAGCUUCUCCUGCCUCUGACUCUCGUCUCCUGGCUAUUGCAGGCUCUCCCAGUUCACCAGUCCUUCUUCCAAGCGCUCAACUCCUAGAGCCCACUCAUCUUAUUUAGAUAUAGGAACAGUUCAUUUGCAAGUAAUCAUGUUAGAUACAUUUUGUACUUCAUACGGCCUGCUUUACAGUUUUGUCAUGGCUGCAUGCUUUUCCUGGGACCAGAAUGUUUCAUGUUUUCUGUUUGACUUCUAAAAGCCAUUUGUGUCCUGCUUCAAUGUUAGUGGUUAAGCUGGUUAUCGAAAACUAUAGUGUGAUCAUUUUUAGCAGCUGAACUGAACUUUCCAAGGUGUCUAUUUCAUGAACUUCUGAUGAAAUUCCAUUUUAUGAUGGCCCCAUCUCAUUUACAUUUAAAUCUAACCACUUUCAGACAUUCUUCUGAAAUGUGUGAAUAGAAUAGUUUAAUUUCAAAAGUGGGGAUUGAAAGUGAGAUUGUAGAAAGUUUAUACGGGCAAUUUAUAUUCUAGUGAUUGGGACACGGAUAUUUAAAAGGAGACCUGGGGCAUUGUGAUAAUCAAUUAAUUCUGUCUGAAAUGGAAACGUUAAAUCUAUGCUUAUCACUCAUGUUUUGACAUUUCUUUGAAAUGCAAGCGCCAUUGCAUAUAUUUAUAUCUAUGACUUCUGAAUAUAGAUAAAUCAGUCUUGAUUCAAAAUACUGUUAGAAAUUGUUGUUCAGUUUUUCCUGUUUAUUUCAUAUAUCCGGCAUUAGAGGGACAUUUAAUAUGCUAGAAGUGCAAUCCUAACCUCUGAUCCAUGGCACUGGAGACGCUUAGGAAGAGGAAAGCUUAUCCCUCCACUCACAUGGUGUGGGAGCUCUUCCACCAUGGAUGUCCUGGCCUGCCAUUCAUAAUGAGGAAAAAGAAAUAAUGAUCACUCUGUAUUCUUGAGUGGAAUGGGGGAGGACUAUAGCUUUUCCUGAUCUGAAUCAUAAGGAUUGCUUUUCUAAUGAGUGGUUAUAAAUAAAUAAAACACAUUGCAUGGUAAUAUGACCUGAAAGUAGGCUGUGCCACCGCAGUAGAAAAGUUGGUUUGUUAAUGUAUAUAUACAUUUGCCUUCAUUGGUUUAAUCAAAACUGCAGAUCACAUAUCCAGUACACAUUUAAUAUUAAUAUUGUACUUUAAAAAAAAAUGCUUCACAGGUGGAUUAUAGCCCUAUUUGCUAACGUUCGGAAAAUGUUCCCAUAGGAUAAGAAAAUACAUUACCACUCCCUGAAGGCAACUUUGAAAACAGUGGAUGCAUGAGUAACUUCUUGUGCAAAAUACAUGACUCUUGUAUAUAUCUCCCUACAGAUCACUAUGUAUCUGUGUAAUUCCCUAUCCACGUCUGCAGCCUCCCCAAUCAGCUUCAGAGAAUUGGGGGACAAUCAAGGACAUUGUGGAAGGUAGUGUGGGGCACUGCAAGGGCAGAGUCCUGAGGCACCCCACAAGUGAGAGCCCAGGGGUCUGGACACUCAUUCCCCCCCCCCACUUUCUGGACACAGUCCAGGAGGAAGGAGCAAAACCACUGUAUAACAGUGCCCCCAGCUCCUUUAGACGGUCCAGAAGGAUGUCAUGGUCGAGAGCCCAUCACCCAGCCCUUCCUGGCUCGCUUUUAUGACCCAGGGCAAGGAUCAAGGAGACAGGUGGUCGGUUUCACUCAUCCAAGCAGCCUAUCCACAUCCUUGGAGGUAACAGAUUGGAACUGAUCCCACACAAGUUAACUAGAUAGGACUCUGGCACUCUCCUGCCCCGGCCCUGCUCCCACGGUGGUGUCUACCUCUUUCCGAAUCUGAGCAACUUUAUCUGCAAAAAACUUUGCAAAAUCAUUGCAGGAGAUCUUGGGGUCGUCACCAGGCAUCAGUGGUGGAGGUGGUUCUGUUAGAUUGCAAACCACCUGAAAGAGUCUCCUGCUGCUGUUUUCGGCAGAUGCAAUAGAGGUGGUGAAGAAGGUCCUCUUCGCCGUCACUAUUGCCACUUGGUAGGCUUGAUGUUUAGCUCUAACCCGUGUUCGGUCAGAUUCAGAAUGAGUUUUCUGCUGCUGGUGUUCUUGCCGUCUCAGCGAUUGUUUCAUCUCCCUCAGCUCUGGGGAAAACCAUGGGGCUGUCCGGGCUCCAUGCAAUCGGAGAGGGUGCUUCGGAGCCAGACAGUCAAUGUCCCUGGUUAACUCCACAUUCCAGCGGACCACCAGGGAAUCAGCUGAGAGGCCAUCAACAUGGGAUAAAACAUCCCCUACCACUUUUUGGAAACCAUUUGCAUCCAUUAAGUGGUGGGGGUGGACCAUAUGAAUCGGUCCCACCUCCCUGCAGAGCAGAAGGGUUGUGACUUUGUCUUCACAUGAGUGUGUAAACUGAUGACUUACAUCUCAGAAAAUGCUUUUGCAAUUUUACCUCAAAAUAUGCUUCAUUUUAACAGAGGAAAAUACCAACCAAUGGAGGUAGUGCAGCUGAUGUUAAGUUUAACUUUACAUUGCCAAGAUAACUAUGAGUAAUUAGAUAGAUCUAAACUUUACAGCAGAUACUAAGAAUGACUAAGCCAAGGCCUUGAUUGGUAAGGGCAGAGGAGUAAAGUAAGCUGUUCUGCAUUGUACUGUGGGUAGUUAUACAAGCUGUGAAAUGCAUAAAGAAAGCAGGAGUAAUAACAUUUUCUGGGAUUUGAGGAGGAAGAAAACAAAUGGGUAGAUUUAUUAUUAUACAGUAGUGCAAUAUCUCAUGAAAGAUGAACUUGAUGAAUUGCUUCACAAAUCACGAAGAGUGUUAAUAAUAAUGACAGAAUGUGAAUACUUAGUGUUUGAAGAAAGCUGGAGAUUUGUUAUUUAUAAUAUCAGCAAAUUCAAAAUUGGGAGAGUUCAGCAUCUAGUCUCCCCUUCAACCUAAAAGUUGUUCAGAGUUCAAGCCCAGUUCAUACCGAGCUCACCUGCAGCCUGAUAUAUCUGCCAGUCCCCUCACUGUCCAAGGAAAUUUCCCCAUGUGAGGAAAAGGGGCAGAAACCAGCAGUGGGGAGGGCUCUCUGGUGACCCUGUUUCAUCCUUAAGGGCUGGAUACUCCUGAAAAUGGAUCUAUUUCUGUGAAGGGCUUCAACAGCAAAUAAUAGGUACAGUCAAACCUCGUUCUGUGUCCACCUCCGUUUGCGUACGCUUCGGCGAACAGGUUACUUCCAGGUUCGCCACUCACUCAUGCGCAGAAGUGCUAAAUCACACUUCGCGCAUGCACAGAUGCUGCACUUCGAUGUGCAUCAUUUUUCGGGUUGCAGCAGGGUCUCUGAAACAGAUCCCCGCCGUAAGCCGAGGUUCCACUGUAUAACAGGAAUGAGUGGGAAGAUGUUGAACUGCCCACCAUAAAACUGCUGGUGUUCCAGCUGAAGUGACCUCUCCCUGUCCAAACUGACACCAUCAGACUAUUCAACAAUCAUCCUUCCCUAAGAGCAAGGGUUGGGGAAUCAGUAGCUCUCUAGAUGUUGGACUACCUAUCACCUCUGGGUCUGCUAGCUGGGGUUGGUCAGAGAUUGAUUCUAACAAUAUCUGAAGGGCCAGCGGUUCGCCUCCCCUGCCCUAGAGAGAGAAGAAAUAUGACAUUCAAACAGGUUUUCCCCCUCCUGUAUCUUGCCUUUACUGUUUCAUUGAUUUGAUGUUCUAUAGAAAUCAUUUUGUCAGGUUCUCCUGAAAAGCAGCCUAUGAAAUCUAUAAACAAACGAACAAACAAUAGUUUAAAACUGUUUCUCAGCUGGGAAGGGGGAAUUAUGUUCCAUCGGAGAAUAUUUGCCAGUGCAUGCAAUUUAUUUUGCAAUAUGUAGGUCAGGAAAAUAGAUAAAGAGGAAACUCUGGAAGUUGAUUUUUUCUGGCCUUACAUUGUACAUAACUAACACUAACUUCAGUAGACUUGCACAUGGGUAUUUACAGAACGGCUUGUGUUGAAAACCCGUGUGUUGUAGUGGUCAGAGGGCUCCCUACUCAGCCAUGAAGCUCACUGGGUGACCCAGGGAUAGUCACUGCCUCUCAGUAUAACCCAGGGCAGUCCAACCUCUCAGUACAAGUGGGCCACAAGAGUACUUUGACACAGAACCCAGGGGCCACUCACUUAAUUGAAUUUUGCAAUAUUGUUAACAUUAUUUCAUACAGACAAGUAAUAUAUUUAUUUAAUUAAAUAUAUAUAAUCAAAUACACAAUUAAUACUAUUAAUUAAUAUAUUAAGCAGAUCAUAGCCAUUUUUUUUAAAAAAAGAAGUGACCGAAAAGAUCCAAAAACAAGGAGACUGCAGAGCAUAAGGGGAGUUGCUGGGUGCAGGCAAGACCAUGAGCAGGAAAGAGAAGGGUGAGGGAGAAAACAAGAGAGUUUUUACUGGCUUUUGGUGGAAGAACAAGGGCUGGGAGAGAGGAAAAGAGCAUGUAAAUGAGCAUCUCUUAUAAAGGGACACAAAAGCAAUUGGGCCAAUGCAUGAGUUUGGAAACUUAUUUGUUUGUUGCUGUAGUAAUACCAAGCCUACAAGUCCAUUUACCUUUUUCAGUCUGAGAGACUGCAUCCAAUGGCAGACAGAAUCUUAACAAUAUUCUAUUGAACCAUCAACUCAACUACCAAUAGAUUUCCCUGACCAGCAAUCUCAUAGACUCCUCAUGUGUUAGUUUCCUUUUACAGGGUGAUGGGUGAAAUCUUUGUCUUUUAAGGGUAAAAGACAAGUUGCCUGGUAUUUUGAUCAAAUAAAAGCUCUGCAGUCAUCUUGUGUUAGAUUUCCAAAAUUUAUGGCAAGCACAGCAGAAAAAAAUUCUUUAUUUUCCCCCUCCUGUGUGACAGCUGAAACCUCUUCCACAGAUGACUCUGUCAUUAUGCACCGUCUGUUUCUUUACAUUAAUGGGCCGCAAUGUAUGCAGGGAAAAUUAAUCUUAGGAGAGCCAACAUUAUUUCAUGCUUCAUUACAUGAAAUGCCUCCUAACUCUUUGAUUAUAUGUAAAAAAAUUGCCCCCGAGGAAGGAAAAACCCCCUCAAAAACCUAGCCUAUGAUGUACAAACUAAUGAAUUCUCAUUAGAUGAGAUGCAAUUUCUCAUUAUUUUAAUUUUUCCUUACAAGAACUCAGUGUGGAAUGAAAGCUUAGCUACUGUUUCAUGUGAGACACACUUAGAUGCACUUAAGUGGAAACUUAUCUAUAAACUGGGUUGUCAAUAUAAGCUUAGUAAUAGUAUUAUCCUUACUAGAUUAUUGCUAACAAAUGUAAGGUUUAUACAGUGGUACCUCGGGUUAAGUACUUAAUUCGUUCUGGAGGUCCGUUCUUAACCUGAAACUGUUCUUAACCUGAAGCACCACUUUAGCUAAUGGGGCCUCCCGCUGCUGCAUGAUUUCUGUUCUCAUCCUGAAGCAAAGUUCUUAACCCGAGGUACUAUUUCUGGGUUUGCGGAGUCUGUAACCUGAAGCGUCUGUAACCUGAAGCAUAUGUAACCCGAGGUACCACUGUGUAGUAUAUGACAAAUCAAGUGCAGUUUUAAAAAAGUGUUUGAUAGGAUUCAACAGAGUUGUAGUAGCAACAAACUCUGCUUCACAACAUAUUGGUGGUGGUGAUGAUGAUAAUCCUUCCCUUUCUCCCAAAGAAACACAGGGUGGCAAUCAUAUCCCACAUCCUAGUUGCUCCCCAUCCCCAAACUAAAAAUCUCCUAAAUCUCUAGCCUUUCUUUUAUGAAAAAGGUGAGACUCCUAAUAAUAGGUAUGUGGACACAAUAGUUUUAGGUUAACUGAAUACCAGCUAUGUCCAGGAAAUUUUGGACACAUGGCAACCCUAGUAUAACUACAAAAUACAAAAUAUUGUCUAUUCCAGGUCACCCAACCACUGUCACAGUGUCUUUUCUCCUGGCAGAUCAAGAGGAGGAGAUGACAGCAAAGGUUGCAAGGCUUUUAGCUGGGGCAAUCAGAAUAAGGUCCACUAUCUGACUGCUGAUUCAGGAUCCUAAACUUUUUAUUUUGUUCUGUCUAUAUCACAAUUUUUUGUUGCUAUGGCUGACGCAAAUAAAGUUUCAUUCAUUCAUUCAAAAUACCAUGAAAUAACCUAGAUUUCCAAAAGCAAGCCAACAGGUUCGCAACAGCAUAUUUUAAUAUGUUGUGUCCCCGCCCCCAACUUUGCACACACAGGGCUGUGUGUGUGUGUAGCUGCUACUUUUGUUCAUUUAAAGAAAAAGUGCAAUAAUUAUUUUUUUUUAAUAUGGUGAUGCUUCAAUGUCAAAAGGUUUUUUUGGGGGUAGUAGUAGUCUGCCCUGCAACUUCCCCCAACCCCCUGCUUAUCCCCCUUCCACGCUUAUAAUCUCUCCACACCCCAGUGGAUGUUUUAGCUUGUGGUUACAGAAGCAUGUUUACAAGGGAAGCUUCCUUUGCAGACAACUGGGAGUUAAUUCAGAGCAGAGAAGAGGGAAAUGGUUAAGCACUCUGCUCCAUCAUUGCUUCUUUUGGUUUCCGUAUGGGAAAACAUGUAAACACUCCAGCAAUUCUGGAUGAAUAGUCACUGGUGUAUAAUCUCUCUGUAUUAUCUUUUAUGGAGCAUUAAUUCUGAUUUGUUUACAUAGUGUAACCUCUGUGUAAGCUUCUUGCAAGCAAAUCAGGAUGAAUGCUGAAUAAACCAGUCAUCUAGAGAAUCUUGAUGACCACUGAGUAAAUCAAUAAUCUAUGGCAGGAAUGUCCAACCGGUCGAUCGUGAUCUACCAGUUGGUCGCAGAACGUCCCUGGUCGAUCUGGGUCAAUCGGCCAAAAGGGGGGGGGGAGCUCAACAACUAUGGUCAAUCCAAUGGUUAGAUCACUGCCAGAUUUUUUAUAUAGUGGGAGUAGAUCACAGUCUCUUGGGAGCUGGACAUGCCUGAUCUAUGGCAUGUGUAGUGAACUGCAUUAUAGGCAAAUUUUAGGAAACGUGACUGGUUUGAUGCAGUGGGCAGUGAGCCUAGGGAGUGCCACAGGGUGCCACAACUAUGAAGUAGUGAACUGAGCAGACCAGCAGGUGAGAGGCAAAGGGCGACACCAAAUUUAGGCCUUGCCACUGAAAUUUGAAAGACCAAACUCCAUCCCUGACUACUUGCUAUUUGAAAACAGGGAGGGUUUCCUUAAAAGAACAGGGCUAACUUCAGCUUUGUCCCUUCUCUGUACUACUGAGAAAACACUUCAUUAAACAUAUUAAAACUGACCAUGCUUUCCUUCUUAAAAGAGCAUUGAAAAGAGAAUACCUGAGACUGAAUUCAUAGCCUUCAUGCUUUCAGAAAGAGAGAGAAAGAACGCACUCACACAAAGGACCCAAGAUGUAAAAUGAUUGGAUACAUGGAGGUAAAUAAUGGGACAGUUUCUAAUCCAUAUUUCAGGGUCUCCAAGGGCUUGACAGUAACAGGUUUAGAAUGAAAAUGUUGCUAAAUAACCCCAAUAUGUCUACCAUAAAGCCAUUAUGCAUUGUCUUUAUUACAUGCAAAUUGCCUAGGCCCUGCCAGGUCAUACUGAUGCAAACCUUAUUGCUGAAGGUUGCCAGCACCAGUAGAGAGAUAAUGGAAGGAAAUGCCUUAACAAAUGCCUUAUCCUAGUAAAACGGUACAGGAAAAUGCACCAGCUGAAUGCACAAUUCUCUUGGUAUCAUUAUGCUGUGCAUGCAGUCAAGUUGGUUUAUAGUACAGGUGCUGCUUCCUAUUAGAUAAUGGUUCAUAACUGAUUUUAAUAGCGUGGCUUACUGGAGCAUGCUGAUACAAUGUUGCCUCAAGGUAUUUGUCAUAAAUGUUGAGGAAAUUCCUGUACAACAUCAGAAUUAUGUGCUCAUAUAACGGUGUCCUUUUUUCAUUAAAGUAGCACAUGGCCAUUAAUUAUUUGGUGGGACAUUUAGUAACUCCUAUAAAACCUUGCUCUUUUUUAAAAUUAUGUGUCACAGUCUAUAGUCUACUUCCAGUGGUUUACAGCAAAGGGUGGGGGGAAAUCUACGGAGUCAAAGGCAUAGAAUUGGGUUACAUUUUUGCUUUAAAGAAAGGUUAAACUUAAAGCACAUCUCACUUUAUAAAAGUUCCCUCUUAUUAAAGAUAGACUGCUUGUAAGGUGCCAUGGAAAUACUGAAUUGGUGGACAGUAUAGUAUAAAUACUAUAAAUACAUAAAUAAUGAUUCUGUGAUGUGUCAGGUUGAACAUAGCCCAUUGACCAUGCAUAUUGGUAAAACUGCCUGCAGAAUCAGGAGCCAGUGUGGUGUAGUGGUUAAGAGCGAUAGACUCGUAAUCUGGGGAACCGGGUUCGUGUCUCCGCUCCUCCACAUGCAGCUGCUGGGUGACCUUGGGCCAGUCACACUUCUUUGAAGUCUCUCAGCCCCACUCACCUCACAGAGUGUUUGUUGUGGGGGAGGAAGGGAAAGGAGAAUGUUAGCCGCUUUGAGACUCCUUCGGGUAGUGAUAAAGCAGGAUAUCAAAUCCAAACUCUUCUUCUUCUUCUUCUUCUUCUUCUUUGGCAGUCAACCUGGUCUAGGUUCGAAAGGCACUUCACUGCUGCUGAACAGUUCUGAGUUUGGCCAUGGUCUGGAUGGGGAAUCACUGGGAAAUCACCUAUGUGGCACAUUACAUUCAGUUCUGUCAUGGACAAAAGGUGGAUAUAAAAUGUAAUAAAAUGAAUUGUGUUUCAGUGGUUACACUCCUAGAACUUGGCCAAGAUCUCCACCCAGUUUUGUUCCACUUAAGUUUCAGUUUAGUGUCAAUGAAGAUCAUUCAUUCACAUAUUCAGAACCUUUAUUCAGAACCUUCUGUCUGAGUGUGAGCAUGGGACUCAGCUACAUUACUGUAGUAAAAAAAAAACAGUGUUUUGAAUGCAUUACAAAUAUGGAACACCAGAUGGCGUUGUAGAGCACAAAACUUUUCUAUGUGAUUUUACAUAGUGUUUUUUUCCUUUGGUUAUAACGAUUUAAUUUAUGACUUAUUUAUUGCAUUUUUUCCUGUGUGUAGAUCUACCCAUGUAUUUUCUAGAAAAAGAGGUGCCGGAGCUCACCAUGAACUUCUCCCUUGGCUUGUUCUCUUUCAAUGGCAAUGGUACCCACCUGAGAAGUGCCAGAGCUGAGUUCUGGUGAGCUCUGUCUGAAAAGAAAAGCCCCAACUGUAUAUCAUUCCCACUAUAAACAAACAAGACAUUCAUCUUAGUAUCAAAACCCAUGUGUUAAGAAUGCUACACAAAAUAACAUGUUCUUGCAUAUUCAGGAAGAUGGGAGGGGCCGUUGUGGUGGGGAGAUGUCUUGAGGGUAAGUAGAAAAGGAAAGCCAUGUGGGCAAAAAGUAGUUCGCCACCACUAUAAGAUUGAGGUGUUCAGAAGGUUAAUGUAGAAAGGCAGUCAGCUGAGACGUUUAAAAUUCCAAGUCUGCCUUUCACAGUUUUUGUUAUUACCUACCCCAGCAGCAAUUUCUAUGCAGGUGCUUGCUAUUUCCAAAAUGUUACAGAUCAAGAGACCCAUCUUAUAAAUAAAUUAUAAGGGAUUUAUUACUAGUGACCCAAAUAUAUGCUCACAGAUCUCAGGAGGUCUGCAAGGAGACACAUUUCACAGUGUGCAUGUGAGGUUUAGUAGCAUCUUUAAAAAUGCAGGUAAGUGAGAUUUGUUGAACAACCAAUGUAGCCUUUUUAAAAAAUAAAAAUAAAAAUCAUGUUAAAUGAAGCAUACUAGCAUAUUUCCAUAAAUCAUUCUCAUGGAGCAAAUUAUUCAGCAAGAAGUGCUGCGUUUUCAGGAUGCAGAAGGUCACAUGUCAAUCAAACAAAAACUGAUGAAACUAGUUAAAGAUCAAUUCUGUAAUCAAACCUCAGCUACUUGGAUAACAUUUACUGGGAAGCAGAUCUCUAAAAGAUGCCAGAGAAGGCUUGUUGGAAACAGAGGGAACUUCACUAGCUGGGGUCAAGUGAUCAGUAUGUGUAAUGGGGUAGGAACAGAAUUUAUUUUAUUUAUGUCCCAACUUUCCUAAAAAGUUCAAGGUGGGUAACAAAAGAAAGAAAAUACACAAAUGCAACACAAACUACAAAUGCAAUAAAAAAAUCCUUAAAAGCUAUCUAAAAGAAACAAGGACCCUAGAUCACAGGAAGGUUAAAAACAAUAGGAACAGGGUAGGAACUGAGUCACACGCUUCCUGAAUGCUCUGACUAUAUAUUUUGAUCACUAGUAAUAAGUAGAUGCCUUGAAGUGUAACUGUUUAGAAAUAGCCAGUCUUUACAUAUGGAAAUUGCUUUUAUUUAACUCUGACAAAUUCGAAAUUAGCAAUUGGGAACAAUAAGCACUUGGAGAAUAGAUUGGGCAAGUGUCAUAUAACUUUCUCCAACCCAUUCAUACAUGGACAGAAAUCUAAAUCAUAUACUUGGCACAUAAAGCUCUUGGUUCAAUUGCUGGCAUCUCUAGGUAGAGUUGGGAAAGGUUUCUAUAUCUAUAUCUAUAUCUCUCUAUCAUCUAUCUAUCUUAUGUGGUAUGUAUCCUGCAUACUAUAAUAGAACAUUGAGAUACCGUAUUUUUCGCACUAUAGGACGCACUUUUUCCCCUCCAAAAAUGAAGGGGAAAUGUGUGUGCGUCCUAUGGUGCGAAUGCAGGCUUCACUGAAGCCUGGAGAGCGAGAGGGGUCGGUGCGCACCGGCCCUCUCGCUCUCCAGGCUUCAGGAGAGCCCCAGCGCCAGCCCCACAAGGUCGGGGGACAGAGGGAGGCGGAACGCCGCCAUCCCGCUGUCUCCCGAAGUGGUUUGGAGGCUGACGGCGGGGAGAAGAGCGCUUCUCCCCGCUGCCUGCCCCCAAGCUCCGGGGACAGCAGGGAGACGCAGCGCGUCUUCCCGCUGUCCCCGGACCGGAUGUGAAGGCGGGCGGCGGGAGUAGAGCGCUUGUCCGCGCUGCCUGCCCCAAGCUCCGGGGACAGCAGGGGACGCAGCGCGUCUUCCCGCUGUCCCCGGACCUGAUGUGAAGGCGGGCGGCGGGGAGAAGAGCGCUUCCCCGCUGCCUGCCCCCAAGCUCCGGGGACAGCAGGGAGGCGCAGCGCGUCUUCCCGCUGUCCCCGGACCUGAUGUGAGGCGGGCGGCGGGGAGAAGAGCGCUUCCCCCCGCUGCCUGCCCCCAAGCUCCGGGGACAGCAGGGAGACGCAGCGCGUCUGCCCGCGGGCCCCGGACUUGAUAUCAAGGCGGGCGGCGGGGAGAGCAGCGCUUCUCCCCGCUGCCUGCCCCCCAGCUCCGGGGACAGCAGGGAGACGCAGCGCGUCUUCCCGCUGUCCCCGGACCUGAUGUGAAGGCGGGCGGCGGGGCGCAGAGCGCUUCUCCCGCUGCCUGCCCCCAGCUCCGGGGACAGCAGGGAGACGCAGCGCGUCUUCCCGCUGUCCCCGGACUUGAUAUCAAGGCGGGCGGCGGGGAGAGCAGCGCUCUCCCGCUGCCUGCCCCCAGCUCCGGGGACAGCAGGGAGACGCAGCGCGUCUUCCCGCUGUCCCCGGACUUGAUAUCAAGGCGGGCGGCGGGGAGAGCAGCGCUUCUCCCGCUGCCUGCCCCCAAGCUCCGGGGACAGCAGGGAGACGCAGCGCGUCUUCCCACUGUCCCCGGACCUGAUGUGAGGCGGGCGGCGGGGAGAAGAGCGCUCUCCCCGCUGCCUGCCCCCAGCUCCGGGGACAGCAGGGAGACGCAGCGCGUCUUCCCGCUGUCCCCGGACCUGAUGUGAAGGCGGGCGGCGGGGAGAGCAGCGCUCUCCCGCUGCCUGCCCCCAGCUCCGGGGACAGCAGGGAGACGCAGCGCGUCUUCCCGCUGUCCCCGGACCUGAUGUGAGGCGGGCGGCGGGGAGAAGAGCGCUCUCCCGCUGCCUGCCCCCAAGCUCCGGGGACAGCAGGGAGACGCAGCGCGUCUUCCCGCUGUCCCCGGACUUGAUAUCAAGGCGGGCGGCGGGGAGAGCAGCGCUUCUCCCCGCUGCCGGCCCCACAAGCGCCUGGGGGGGAAAUAAUUUUUUUUCCAUUAUUUCCCCCCCAAAAAACUUGAUGCGUCCUAUGGACCGGUGCGUCCAAUGGUGCGAAAAAUACGGUACUUCAGAAAACAGCGCUUCUUGAAGAAGAUGGAAAAACAUACUGAAAGGUCACCCUGUAGCAAAAAGCCUGGUGGUGAAAUAAGUCCUUGGUUAUAAUAUUAUCUUAAAGAGUCUUGCCUUGACUGUUUGAUUUAUGGAUUCAGUCAAGCAUUUUAGCUGUUUGCUAAUUGUAAGUUCAAAUUAGAGAUGGUGCAAGACUUUGAACGAGGGGAGCUCGUAUUGUGAGUCAGCCUGGUCUUGUUCUAGCUUGGCCCAAUUUGAAAUGGGAUUUUUACCCUGUCCCCGCCAUUGCCCAACUCAGGAUCCUCCUCCUUCAAACAAAAUAGAGCCCUGCCUAGCAGAAAACAGGUAGCUGGCAAGGUUGGGCAGGUUUCCCUUCACUGAAAAAUGGUGCUUUCAAAGCUUGAAAAGCCCCCUGAUCUGUGGCAAGAAAAGGCGCUUGGAGUACCAGUCUCAGCUGAGGAGAGGCGCUGUGAGUAGUGCCUGGUGACGCUCAAGAUGAUGAUGGUGAUGGGUGUGUGUUUGCUUAGGGAGAAAGGGAGGGCAAACUUGCAGAGGUCACCUUUUCAGGCUUCAAGUAUUCCCAGGAAAUGCUUAAAAAAAAUCUCACCAAAACCCCAGAGGUUUUUCAAGCAUUCAACAGGAACGCUUGACAAGCACCAAUGGUGUUUGGAGUGAACCAGGAAGAGAGGACUUGGCCCUUGCUAUGCAGACGCUGCUUAGUGGUAAUACAAAGCAGCGUAUCAGUGCUUUAAAUUGAAUAAAAAAACUAAUUAAUACUUUGCAUUACUAAAUAAUGCAAAUCAGUUCCAGGAUGUUUUGCAUAUAGUUUCCCCCCGCAGAUAGAUGAUAGAUAGAUAGAUGAUAGAUAGAUAGAUGAUAGAUAGAUAGAUAGAUGAUAGAUGGAGCAGGAAGAAAUAAUAUUUUAUCUGUAAUGUAUCAGGAAGAGGGUAGUGGUGUUUUGUGGGCGUAAAAUAUGCUUAUCUAAAGGAAUCUUUUAGCAUAUCUAUCUUGCAGUUAGCUGUUGACUUGUACAGUUGCUAUGGUAAAUAUUAGUUCAUUAUCCCACCCUUUUAGCAUAUUCAUAUACAAUUUUUUCUCUCUCAUUCAGACUCAUUGGUUUCCACUGAUAAUGAGAAUACUCACUAAGAGGUCACUUCUGACUACACUUUUGACAAAUGAUUGAGUUGAAAACGUAUAAACCUAGAGAUAAUAAACUUUGUGGCCACAUUUGGACGAUCAUCUAAGGCUUCAUAAACCAUGAUUUAUAGCAGCACACUCCUCCAUUCCUCCUCCCCUAUUUAGCUUUGACUGAGCUGUGACUCAGGCUAUUUUUUUAAAGUAGAUUUCAUUAAAUCCACCGUAUAUGCCUCUGCAGAGUCUUGUUUUAUGUUACAAGCUAUAGAAAACAUAUUCAGAAGAUGCUUCUACAUAUUGCAUGCAGGGUAAAUUCAUAUUCUGAACCAGGAUUGUGAAAUUUAAUGACAUUUCCCCCCUUGUAAUUUAAAGAAAAAAUGGGGGGGGCAGUUUCAAGUUACCCUAGUUUAUCGCUUCUCUGGUUAUGAAGUCACUUUUGAUUGUCAAAAUGUCAGGAUUUUAAUUCUCCCUAAUGUCGUGCCUUUACUUCAUCAGUGUGGUCAGUUUUGUUCACCAAUCCAAAUACUCUCUCAAUAAUACUUCAUAGCCAAUAGAAACUGACAUUAUGUGCUGAAGAAGUCUGUAAAAUGCUUGGCACAGAUACAGAUUCCAUUUCCUCUCUCUCUCUCCACCAAUCUUUACAUGUAUUUUCAGUUGUAGCUAUCAAAUAUAUCACUUCUGUUACAGAAGCAAGCUCUUACUGUAACAGCUCCUACAGGACAUUUGCUAUGCUUUCAUUGCUGCUGAAAGGUGACAAGUUUUACGGGAUCGAUGUUUCAGAGUCAAAUUCUGAAAUGGAAGCGGUCUUACAGUGUAGGAAAAGGAUUUCUGGAGUCCUUUCUUUUGGGUGAGUGUUCUUUUGAUGGUCACUAGGGAGCAAACAAUCUAGCUUAGGGUCAUUAUGCUUAAUGCAUAUUGUGCAGUUACAGUUCUAAAUGAACUACAGCCAUUGAUUUUAAUUCUUUCAUCCCUAGCCAUGGCAACCUGAACCUGCACUUCUCCCAGCACACAGCUACAAGAUUCAGAAGGAAAUGGCCAUUUUUGUUCUUUUCUCUUUUUCAACCAACCCUUGUAACUGUAUAGAUAAGGGCCAUUUAUUCCAGGAUGUACUGUGGCUGGGGAGGAAAGAGAUCAGCCACAUGCUGUAUACUGGGAUUCCAGUAACAGCUCCCUGCCUCUGACAGCUGUGGUUAAUUUACGAAAAGCAAGAAGUAACUGCAUGCAGCAAAUUAAGCUAAAAUAUAAUUGAGGUACAUAUGUGCUCACUAAGGCCUUACAUGAUGUCCACAGGAUCUCACCUCUCUGGCUGCGACCCACUGGAAUUUGGCUUCAAGGAAGCACUCUGUUGUAGCCAAUAGAAUAGGUUGCUUGGUGUUUGUGGUAUGUCUGUACUGCUUGUGACAGUUUCUUUGGUUUGCAAAUGUGCCCACAGGAGCAAAAAUGUUGGUGUUAGAAGGCUGGAAGCAAGGUUGCUAUUCUAGCAUAAAGCAGAACAGCAAAGAUCAGGUGCUGCUGAAUCAUCAUUCCCCACUCACUUUAUUAUCAUCAUCGCCCUGCCAUGUUAAGUAGCUUGUGCUGAAGUACAGUAACUGCCCCAGUAAUUAAACCUGGCUCUCCUCACCCUAGUUCAACCGCCGGGCAGGAUCUCAGUGGCCUAAGGAGAUCAGCUAAUUCUAGGGAACCUCUGGAGCUCUUCCUGCUAUCAGGUAGCUUCACUGAGUUCUGGGUGAGACCUAGGUGGAGAGUCGGCUGGAGAAGGAGCUAAUCUGUGGAAUUCUCCAACAAAUUUUGCCCAUUCCUAAUUGAGAUCUGUUGCUUGUUUCCCCUCUCCCCCACUUCUUUCUUUGCAAUCCUUUUUAUUAUAACCCCCCCCCCCAAUUCCUUUCAAUCUCUCUCAAGUUCCAGAGAUUUCAUUUCCCCCGAUACUUGAUCAAACCCUUAUUGCUAAUCGGUAAACACUUCCUGCUAGAAUAUGCUGACAAUGCAGCUUUAUUGAAACAUGUCUAUGCAAUCAUAUUUCCUAUUUGAGGAAAUGUUUUGGCUUCUUUAUCCUUUCAGUCAAUCAGAAUCUUUUCUGGGAAAAUAGUUCCAUGUCCAUUUUUCUUUUUGCCGGUGCUGUUGUUGUUCCACAAAAGCUUAUUACAUUUACUGCUGAAUGCCAUCUGCUUCUAGAUACUAUAGAUUAGUGAGAGCUGUGGCAUGCCUUUUGAAAAAGGCAUAUAACACUGUGAUGUAUGGUGCACCAUUAUGAUCCAAGAUCAUUUUAAACUUCUUUACUUGAAUGCAUUCAGCUGAUCUUCUUUUUUAGAAGCUGCAGUAUCAGCAUGGCAAAGCCAGCUCAAGUGUGAAGUGAACUUAUUCUGAAAUGGGGGGGGGGGAGUAUUGUUAUAAGAUACUUAUGUUGGUUGUGCUGUUCCUCAUACCAGCUUCACACUGAUUGAGUCCUUAAGAGGUUCCUAAUUCAUCUCUAGCCAAGAUGGGAAAAUCUUCUCACAGGGCAAAGACAUCCUCGCCCUGUCAACACUCCCUGGUAUGAACCCAAACAGAAGCAAAUUUAAGCCUUGCUGAUGUGAACGGCUGGGAGCGGGGAAGACACACACACACACACACAGAGAGAGAGAGAGAAUUUGAGAGAUGCUACCUUCUACCUUCUACCUGCACUGAAAUGAUAAUCUCAUGGCAGAAGAAAAUGAAGCCAUAUGAAUCUAUCCCAAUGGUUGUUGAGGGGAGAUUAAGGAGUGUGGGGCUCAACAGGGGGCAGACAGUAAUUACAAAGUCAUCAAGGGAAUAUAAGAGAAAUGGCCCCUGGGUCACUAAAAUGUGAUUUGUUUCUCUGUGGAUGUUGUGUUAUUUGUUACAUUUCAUAAUCUUUAGCUUGAUUUUCUGGCAUCUCUAAUAUUGAUUAGAGGGUUUUAGACAUUGUCUCUAGGCAACUGAUGCUAUUCUAGUACUGUAUUUAAAAAACCCAAAUGCUUUUAGAACAGUAAGUUCUUUUUAUGGAGUAGGCAGUCCUCAUUAUUAUUACUUCUUUCACACUGACUACAGAACUGCAUAUUUAGACGACUGAAGCAGUGGAAGGGGGGUGAAUUACAUGUUCAUCCCCCCAUGUUUAUGUUUUUAAAUGAUGCAUGACAAUAUCCCUUGUUAAGUGGUGUGUGUGGCAAUAAUUCUUAUGUUCUUGGAUGAAAACAGGUCAUAAGAUAUCUUUUGUCAACUUGGCAUAUCACUGAUGUCGUGGAAAGCUUUAGGGAUACCUAUGUAAAAAAGAAAUGCCAAUGCUUUCUUGAGCCAAGAUUUGUUCUUGGCUAUAUAACACAUGGUUAGUGAGGAGAGAGUUCAGCCAUGAGCCCAGGUUAAGCUAAGAUGAUAAUCCAAGAUUUGGUUCAGCACAUUGUAACACGAGAUCAAAAGGGGGGGGGGGACUGAAGAGGAUCGUUGUGGAUGUAACAGCUUCUCACAUUCCUGGAAAGCCACAAUUUGACUUAACAUGAUGUCUGAACCUGGCCUUUAUUUUACAAUUUAAUGUCAAUGCCAUACCUGUUGGACUCACGAGAGAGAAAACCCAAAAGGUAUGGGCAAUUCUUGAACAUCCUGGUUACUACACAUUCGUUUACAGUUUGCCUAGCAACUGGGGUAUGAGAAUUUAUCCAUAAAUGGUGAACUAAAACAAACCACCAAGAAAGCCCACCAUUCACUUGUCACCUACCUUGCUUCAGUCAGCAGGAGCACUCUGCAGAACAUCUGAAUAUACAGAAAGUCUUUGGUUGGGAUAGGUAUUGACUGACUACCGAAUAUUCAUUACUUCUUUUUGAAGUUUCUUCGCAGAAUUGUUUUGUGCUCUAAAUUUGUUUGGCUCCAACCUAAAGCUCCUUCCUCACCCCUCCUGGCUUCCUCAAUGAAAAUAUUUUUACCUUUUCACCUUUGGAUUCAUCCUUGCAAUUCACGUGAACUGGACCCUUCUUUUCUCUUUCUUGGAGGUGAAGUGCUAUGGACUAGCAUUCGGUAUAUCAAAAUAUGCUGUGUUAUAAAAAGCUCUAGUUCAAUAGCGUGCUGCAGUCUCUUGUGUUGUGACCCAUAUAAUAUUAAUGAAAUAUUUCAAUUAAGCCGACAGUCCCAUUAACUUCAGCGGGAACCUCAAAACCCUUCUGCUAUGACUGUUUGGGAAUGAAUAAGUUGCAAGGCAAGUUAUAAUGUUGAACAUGUUUGUGGAUUGGGGUUAAAAUAUUGAUCCUCCUGCCUUCAUAAAAACUUGUCAAUGAGACUGAAACAGAAAUGCAUUAACCAGCAAAACUAUUAGCUUGUUUAAACACUGGUAAAAUUAUAAACCAGUACAGUAUUGGCUUUCAUGUAGUCAGCAUCAGCAUUUUCUAGCAUAAUUUUUCAAGUGCAUUGGAUUUUCAACUAUCACAACAUUCAUGGAUCAUAUUUCCUAAGGUGAAGCAAUAUAUUUCUGCAGAUACCUAAAAUAAUGUUCUGAUUUUUUUUUUUAACCCUUUCGCCCUUUUUCACUUUAUCUGUCAUCAGAUAAGGGAGUAUGAAAAGAACCAUUGCAUGGUUGUGGAGUAUCUGCAUUGCAAUAUCAUCUAGCAUCCCCACAAACAAAUCAGUGAUUGAUGAAUUAAACUAGUUGUCUGGAAGCAACUGGGUCUUCCACAGUCCUUCUGCAGCACAGCACUAUUUAUCUUCAGCUUCAGAAGAAAGGAAGUGUGUGUGGGGGGGUGUCCCUUCCAUCAGUGCAUAGAUUCCUAAGCCCAGAGCACAGAGCUGGCUUGUAAGUUAUAUUUAGAUGCUUUCCUCUGCAGUAGAUUUUGCCAGACAUCCUAGAUUUAGAGAUGUUCUGUCACAAAUUACAUGACUUUUAUAGCAAAAUUGACAAGAACCCUAGAGAUCCUUGUAAAAAGAAUUACAGCCCAUAAUUCUACAGGAAUAAACUGUUUGAAGGCAACUGCUUUCAUGAAAUAUUCUGAAGUGAAUAAGGUAGGAGAUCUCUAUCUUAAAAAAAAUAAAUCUCUUUUGACAUUAGAAGCCAUAUGCUCAUUCUACAUUAGAGUUGGGAACCACCAGCACAUACUCAGCCCAGGUCGAAAUUUUAAGGUAAAGGUAAUGGGACCCCUGACCAUUAGGUCCAGUCGUGACCGACUCUGGGGUUGCGGCGCUCAUCUCGCUUUAUUGGCUGAGGGAGCCGGCGCAUAGCUUCCGGGUCAUGUGGCCAGCAUGACUAAGCUGCUUCUGGCGAACCAGAGCAGUGCACAGAAACGCCGUUUACCUUCCCGCCGGAGCGGUACCUAUUUAUCUACUUGCACUUUGAUGUGCUUUCGAACUGCUAGGUGGGCAGGAGCUGGGACCGAGCAACGGGAGCUCACCCCGUCACGGGGAUUCGAACCGCCGACCUUCUGAUUGGCAAGUCCUAGGCUCUGUGGUUUAACCCACAGCGCCACCCGGGUCCCGGUUGAAAAUUUAGUUGCAUAUAAAUUCAUUCCUUCUUCCUACACACACACACACAGAGCUUUUUCUUAAUCUCAGGAGCCUAAUUUAUGGAGAUGUGGGGUGGGGGACACAUUUUGUUCCUAGUGCUGAACAACUGGGAGAAUGAAUUCUUGCUAAUCAGUUCAAAUUUACCUCUUCAGUUGACAGUAAGCUACCAGUGCAUAUGUGUAACAUUAAGAAAGACUAUUCAUUUAGACUGAAACUCAACUCUGCUGUGUGGUGUGUUGACAUGCAGAGGGCCAGGAGGCCAGCUGGCAAGCCCCAGCUGGGCUGUUCCCUUCCAGCUGUCCCACUGCAAAGACCAUCACUUCUUCUCCGACAUAAAUCAGUGACCCAGAUUUCUGAGCCAGGACACGCUAUCAGCAGAUCGCACUGUGCACACAGAAUAGGCGUGAGGCUUGUGGAAGCAUACUACAACUACAGAUUUAUUAAUCAUAAAUCAGGACAAAGAAACAUGUCAACUCUCUCUCAUGUCAUCUCAGAGUGAAAAUGCAAAGGCAAAAGCUAUACACACAAUGGAAGUUCCCAGCUUACUGUGCUGGAAUGCAAACAGACAUGUGACACGCAACAAUGCCAUGUCUUAAGGUGGAAUGGAAAUGUCAACAAUGGCAAUUGUCCUGUGGCAAUAUUCAGAAGUUAAAACAAAGUGUUCUCAUGCUAAACACCAUAAGUGCUGUUGAUAAUGCCAAGGUUGCAGGCUUGAUCCCUGUAUGGGACAGCUGCAUAUUCCUGCACUGCAGGGAGUUGGACCAGAUGAUCCUCAUUCUAUGAUUCGAAGUGCCACAGCUUAGGUGAAAGGAAACCAUUCCAAAGAGCAAUGUCAAAAGCGUAAGAGUUCCUUUGCACUUAUAUUUGAAAUGGCAAGUGUAAUAUGUUUCAGAACAUGGUAAUGGAUUUAUUAGGGUAGUAAUAAAAUCACAUGAUGGUUCACUAAGCUAAAAUUGCCUACACCUAUGGUUUGAAGGAACAUCCAGCAGCUGUCUAUUUGAAGCUUCUUCACUGCAAGCUUUACUGAGGACACUUUGAGCCAGAGGAAAGCAGGAGACACACAGCAAUGCAAGAAAGGGAAGAACUGAGGUGCUGGCAUAGAGUUGGUAGGGGUGGUCCAGGCUGCAGAUAUGGUGACCUCCAUUUCAAUUAGAGAGGAGGAAAGUGCAUAAAAUAAGGUAAAACUUCUGGGAAAUAACAGUUGUGAAAUGUUAUAUUUUAGGAGUGUGCACCAGCCACAAGAUUAGACUUGCAUCUGUAGCCACAGCUUUGAGAAACAGCCCAAUCUCUUUCUGUGUCCUUCUGAUCUGACUCAUUUUUCAGAACCAAAUUAGAUCUGUUAUAUGAUGUUUAGCAAUCUUAAUCCCCCCUAUGAAGUACCUUGUGAGUUCUGUCUUGUGUUUGCUGAAAAAUGCAUAUCGGGCUAUUUUGCAACGUAUGUCAAAUGUCAGUCGAAUGCCACUCUGCAUAUUUUCUAGACCUCUUGGCUGCAGGCAGCAACAGCAUCUUUAAUCCAUUUGACUAGAGCUGCAGAAAACUCAGAAGCAGCACCAAGCCUUCCUGCUUAUGUAUUUUCUUUGUGAGUUGGGGUAGGGGGAAAUGGGGCAGAAGUUGAUGACUUGAGCUCAUUUUCUUUCCAAAGCCAUAGAUUGGAUUAUAGUGUCAAUACAUACAGUACUCAAGUCAACUUGUUUCCAUGCAAGAAUAACUGUUCUUGUGAGUGCUCCCUAUUAAACACAGCUGGAGUGUAACAAGGCUUAGCAGCGUGAAGCAAUCAAACAGUUUCCAGUUAUAGAAGCUGAGUCGUCCCAUCGCCUUUAUUGAGCCGUGGAGCAUUAUUUGUCUUCCGACUGUGUCUUGCCUUUGUAAAAACAGCACAAUUAACGCUGAUUGUAACUAUGGAGGGAGCUGCAGCAGUUGUUGCAUUGUAGUGGGUACGGCUCAGGAUGUAGUGGGGCUUUCUGCCCUCCCCCAUUUUGAAAGCAAAAAAAAAGGAGGAAUAUUUUAAGACUUUUGAUACCAAACACAAACACAAACAAUUCCCCAUCUAAUUAUUAAAUCGCCUCCCCUACAGCUGUCCCCCCCCCGUUUGAUUGUUAUGUUUGACAUGAACAUUUGAAUUGCUCUGUCUUUUUGUUUGUUUGUUUCAUAUUCAAAGUUUUGAUAGUCUUCUAUAAUGUGAAUGCCCUUUUAUUCACAUGCAUAUUAACCCGCCAUGUACGACAGUGCUCUGGCUGCAGCCAUAGAGAAGAUGUGCUAACUUGACUACCUGUUUUCAGCUGACAGCUGUCAAUCAUGUCAAUAAUGAGCAAAAAAUGUUCCAUCUACUCAUGUAAAUUACUACCAAAAAAAGCUAUAGUGCCAUCAUGUCAUCUUUCAACUUCCCUUCUGUGACCAGAGGAUUGCUCCUAAUGGGGAAGAGGGCUUGCUAGACUAUAGAGCAUAAUGCAAAACAAAACCAUUGCUUUAUCCUUGCCCUGUUUCUUGCUUUCCAUGGCUCUGCAUGGUGUCUUGCAGAAAUGGUGGCUUUCACUGUCUCAUUUUAUUGCUGCCUCACCUGCUGCAUUUGUGUACAGUGAAGUCUUCAAAUCAGCAUGAAUAUUUAUGGCAUGUUGAUUGGUAAAAGUGUCAACUGCAUGGCUGUCCCAUUCGGAGGGGGGGGCUGGCUUAGUCCUCUGAGGCUCGGGGCAAGUGUACCCAUCUGCCCCCCACCUCACCACUCUGCACGGGCCUGACGGCACCCAUAGUCUGGCAAAAAGAAGCAGGUAAACUGAGGGUCACAACUUCAUCAACAUUUUAAACAAUACAUCUGCAGAGAGACUGAAAGCUGUGCUGGCCUUUCAUGAACUUGCACAGGGGGACAGAAGAGGCUAGACCCACAUAAAUGCCUGUGGGGUUGUCUGCCCUUUUACCCUAAGGUAAAAGAACCCUUUUACCCUAAGGUUCACUCACUCCACAGACUACUUUCAGGUAUCCAAGAUAUUUUUCCUUACGCAAGUUAAUGACAAGAUUCCUAUCUCAUCAACCUGAGAGAGUUAAAUAACUGAGGGAAAAUCUACCUUCCCCAUGGCCCAGCUACACCAAGAGUUCCUGGAAAGGGUGGGCUUCUGGCCCCAUCCCCAGCCAUUUACAAGGACCCAGCAUUUCGUGCUCAAUAAGGACUCACUUUGGGCUAUAUUGGCUGAGGUGGGGAGCUGUGCUGCCAAAAAGAACGAGAUCACAAUCAUACUCAUUUCUCCCAACAAUCCCUCUGAAAAGUGAGGUUUUGUGGGGAAACCUUUCCCAAUGAAGCGCAGAUGGAGGUGUGCAUUGAGAAAUAGCAUUAAAAAUGUUAUGAACAAUCAAAAACAUUAAAAAUAGCAAUAAAAGUGUUUGGGUGGUUCACAUGGAAAUCAUGAGCGAUAAUCUCAGUUUUGGUUUUUUAAAAAAGUCCUCCUAUAAGUGAUCUAAAAAAUCAUGGAAUUAAGGGCAAAAGUGGUGGCAUUGCUAGACAUGUGUCAUGUGAAACAUGAGGAAGCAAGAAGCAGAAAUAUCUGGGUGGUAAUGUGGAUUGGGCCAUACUACUGAUGGUGUGCAAAACCUUCACAAACCAAGCUAAACCUGAUCCAUCCAUUCCUAACUUGCUACAGUGGUACCUCAGGUUAAGUACUUAAUUCGUUCCGGAGGUCCAUUCUUAACCUGAAACUGUUCUUAACCUGAAGCACCACUUUAGCUAAUGGGGCCUCCUUCUGCUGCUGCACUGCCAGAGCCCGAUUUCUGUUCUUAUCCUGAAGCAAAGUUCUUAACCUGAAGCACUAUUUCUGGGUUAGCGGAGUGUGUAACCUGAAGCGUAUGUAACCUGAAGCGUAUGUAACCCGAGGUACCACUGUAUUUCCCACCUGCCUUUAUGUUUGACUUUUUCUCCAUCCUAUCCAGGCUGAGCUUUAAAUAUUCACCCCGUACAACUCUCUCUCUCUCUCUCUCUCUCUCUCUCACACACACACACACACACUCACACACAGGCAUUUCACAGGGGCCACAUUCUAACACACUAGGCGAUGCCCUUAAUGUCCAGGUUGCAUCACACCCCUGAUGUUUUAACUACAAAUGCUUGAGUCCAUGUCCUGAGUUUGUAAGCUGAUUCUCUGGGGAUAACUCGUCACCCCCAAUUCCUUCUGGCUACUAUCCUUCUAUGCAAUGCACUUAUCCCUUUCCAAAGCAAGCUCACUAGGGAUUCUUAAAAACAACAGGAAGAAAACACUUAAAUAUGCUCACGAUUGGAAGAUACCAUGUACAUUAGUACUAUCAAGAACAAAACUUUUUAGCUUGGUUAUCCUUGAGCUAGCUGUUCCACUGUUUGGGUUGGAGCCCCUUUGCAAUUUAUGAAGAAAUUAUUAUUGCUUUAAUACUGAGGAGAAGGCUCAAUGAGUCAUGAAAGUGCAUACUUGACUUAAAUGAGAAGUUGGCUGAAGAAAGCAGGUGUGUGCACAGAUUUUCAUUUACUAAAAUGUUCCAGAGGCAGAAGAACUUUAUUUUAAUAUUGGGUUGAAAUGAGAACUGCAGAGGCUCUAAUGCAUGGAUGGAAAGAUUCUUCCGUAUAACUGUAACAGCUCUGGUGUCUCUUGAUUAAAAUGUCAUUUAAUUUUCCACAGCUGUACUCCUGACAUUAUCAUAGACGACCCUGACAUUUCCCUGCAGCUACAGCAGGAGAAGAAGCUAGACACCAAUGGAGAUGUUUCCUUUCCCGGUGUCAGAGCCAAUAGAAUACCAUUAUAAACUAUCCCAAUAUUUUUCUUCACAACAGUGUUUUACAAUCAUUAUACUUUGGAACACAGUCCCUAAAUAGGAAUCACAUUCAUUCCAUUUGUAUACUCUCCUGAAACAUGUUGCCAGUAUUUUUUUAAAAUCAAAACUCUUAGGGUUUUCUUCAAAAUUGGUCAGAGUAAUGCAAAAUUCACUUUAGCAGCAACCCAUAUAGAAAUGGAUGGAUGUGUGAAUGUCUAUGUUUAACCAUAUGAAUUGGGUGCUUGCCUCCAAAAAAACCCAUUGCAAAUGCGUAUGGAAGUGUAAUUACCCUGAUUUGUAAGGCAUUGCACCUGAGCAAUUCACCAUAUUAUCAGAACUGGAGGAUGUAGUCACCUAAACAUGUUUACUUUCCCCGCUGAUUCAGUGUUUAUGUUGGAUUUGUUAUAAGGACUUUGUGGAUCUGCCGUGCAGUGAUGGUGAGCUGUACAAGCAGGACCAAGACAUUUUGGCAGAACUGACACAAACAAGAAAAAAGGCGGAGCAGCAUAAGGCAGAAGCAAAGCAGCUGAGCAUUCGGAUUGAAGAUCUAAGAAGAAAAUUAAAAGAGGCAGAAAGCAAGGUACUUAGAUUGUAAUUGUUAUCAGAUAAACAUUAAGUAUGCAAAUGAAUGACAAUGCAUUUCAAAUCAUUUAUAUGUCAUCAAGGUUACUAGAGAAAUGGGCCAUGGUUUGACCAAUUUUAUUUCCCUUCUCCACACCUGUACCUUCUCUCAUCGCUGUGUGUACUCAGGUCUGCUUCAGAAAUGCUCUGGAUUUGUAAGAUUAAUUUCUUGCAUAUAAACCGGUUGUCCAAAAAUUAAUCUGAACUCCCCUGCAAAAUGUGACAGCAAUCUUAAAGUCCUAUACACGUUAACUUUUCCCCUUCCCAGAAGGAAAUAAUUUUAGACCACAAUGAAUUUUUGUCCCCAACCAGGCCAAAUAAUAUUUCAGUUUGAAAAAUCUCUGUUACUUUUAAUGAAUAAAUACCAUUAUCAGCUAGAAGAUGUUCAUUCUAUUCUAUUGAACUGUGGGCCACUUCAUGUGCAACUUCUAUGAGGAAUGGUCUAAUGGACCGUUUUCACAAACUUUUGAGCUGGGGUCCUCAUGCGGGGGUUUGUUAGUUAGUUAGUUAGUUAGUUAGUUAGUUAGUUUCACCUUUAACAGCUGCAUGACAGGUAGACCUUUAACAGGUUAUGUGUUACCACCUUCUGCCAGUGAGGCAGCUAUAGAAGCAUGAAGCCAUGCUAGGAAAAGUGGCAAUCUCCACAGGGCCUCCCUUGUGACGAUACAUCCACAAACCCCUAUUAGUAAAAAAAAAAAAAAGUAAGUGUAUGCCCAUGGAGCUCAUCAAAAAGUGACAGCAAAAAUCACUCUGAAGUGAAAAUGGUUGUCAGUGCCCACCCUUAGCAGCAGAGUUCUCUGCUAAAUCUUGUUGUGGUGUCCUUACAAAGGGAUGACUGGACCAACCAGAACCAGCUUCUGUAAUUCACUCACUUGCAAGUACAAAAUUGCUUCAGGGCCUCUCUGUAGUUUGAAACUUGGCAUGCUUCAGAACUUGCCUGUAAAAAAAAAAAUUAACAACUCAUUUAAGGUUCAUUAAUUCAGCUCUGUUGGCCUGUGGGCAUGGUGCACAUCUUCACUUAAAUUGGUUUUCACAAGAAAAGGAAAAAAAGGGCUAAUCAUUUAUGGUCAAGCUAGCUAGGCCUUAUGGUCCCAAAGCCUUAAAGAUCUAUAAAACUAAUACCAAGCGCAAUAUAGACAAUAAUUAGAAAACACUUGAUUUUUUAAAAAAAUAUUCCAAUUAGAUAUGACAGUAAAUAACCAGCGCAAUUUUAUAUCUAGAUCCAUUAAAAAUGUAUAUGUUUGGUAAAUUGCAUGAGCUUCUUAUUACUAUGAAAUAAAACACCUACUGACAAGUGACUUCCUUGAAAAUGUCAAAACAUAAUUACUUACCCCUUGCUUAUAGGUGGAUGGGAGGAGAAAGAGGGCUAGGAGUUUACAAUGCAUCAUUUAAUUGUAAUAAGACUUUCUUUUUAGAUUCAAGACACAUUUUUCUUAAGAGAAGUCUCAGGUUUCCCAUUGUUCCGGCUGUAAUAUACUCAGGACUGCUCAGUCAGGACUACAGCACAUGGAACUACCUGCAGGAUUGUUACCUACAUCUUGGAUUAAGCCAGUUUAAGCCACUAGUUUACCAAUUCACUUAAAUUUGUUCACUGUAGAAUUAAAGUUCUGAUAGUGUGGGCAUAUCCAAUGACUGGCCAAAAAGUGAAAGAUUGGUGUUUAUUCUAGACUUAGGGAGAAGCCAGAUGCUACUUUCUUGGAAUUUAGAAAACUGGAAGCAAUUCUGCAGCAGUCAGCAUUUUAAAGAUAAUAUAUUGAUUGUUUUUUUAUAGUAGAAAGUACAUUAACAUGUCUUUGGAUGAUGCACAAAACUGAGGUCCUGACCACUCUUAAUUAUUAAGUCCGAUGGCAUUAGGGGUUCAAGCAAAUUCUGGCCAAAUUCCAUCCAUCGAUUUUGGGGGUUGUGCUAUGUUAAUUGAGGGCAGAAUCUGGCUUAAUUUCAGAUGGGAUAAUUUAAUUCUGCCUAACUUAAUUUCCCAUGCUGCUUUUAUACUGUCAGUAUCAUUUUAUACUGUUUAUACUAAAAUUUGAUUUAUUCUGUUCCUUAAACAAGUCAUGUUAUCCAUCAUGGACUUUGUAUUGACUCACAGUGUGCAGGCGGUGCUUGCACAGCCCACUUUCCAGAACCUUCUGGAGCGUUUGGUGCCCACAGUGCUCUUUCUUAUUCACUUACGAAGGAUCUUUUGAGGUGAAGCAUCUCAGUCAAGGGGUGGACUUGGUGCAUUGUCCACUUACUUCAUCUUUACCCAUCAUGGAACAAAGAGCUGUGUCUCGUCUUUUCUGAGCAAGAGUGAAAAUUACAAUUCAGUUGUGUUCUUUCUCAUCAUGAGGCAAUAUUCAGCUGUUGAUUGAUCCAAGUAGUGGGACAUUUUAAGAAAGUGUGAAGAGUGUGGGGCGAAGAUGCCCAGUUUGUUGAUGCCACCACGGCCCAACUUGCUAUAGAUUUAGGGACACAUACAGUUUGCCAAAAGUUUACUAAGCAAGCUAGGGUGGAGAGAAAAUCCAGGUUUUAUUUAUUUAUUUAUUUUAAAAUAAUAUUUAUUACUUUUAUAGAUUACAAAAAGGAAAAAAAAACAGAAAAAAGACAAAGGAGGAAAGAAAAAAGAAAAAAAAUACAGUACAAUAUAUGGACAAUGCAAAACACAACCUAAACUCAAAACUAAACACUUUAAACUAAACUAAACAAACCCCACUCCCUAACCUUAACCCUAAAUAAAACAAAACAAAAACAAUUUAAAAACAUACAUCAUCCCUUUUCCGUACUCUAUCUUUCAUUCCCUCGUUUCCUCGACCUCCUCUCACCUCCCUUUUUGUAUUCCACUUCUAUUAAUUGUUUCAGCAAAUCCUUUCCAUCUUUCUCCAUUUUCUAUCAUAUUGUAAAUAACGUAUUUUUUAACCUUAUUUUCCAUUAAAACUAAAAUACUUAUAUAUGCUUAACUCCUUAUAGCAUUUCUGUUAAGCCCAUAAAAAAUCAUUCCACCAUUUUUCUAUCACUCAUUAGUUUUACCAUAUGUCUAUAUAUAAACUUUAAAUUUUCCAAUCUUCUUCCACCAUCUCCUCUCCCUGGUUUCGGAUUCUGCCAGUCCUCUCCGUCAACUCCAUAAAGUCCAUCAACCUGGUGAUCUUAUGUCCGAGGCUCUUAACUCUUUUCCAAGUCCCUUCUGCAGGUCUUCUUCAUUUUCUUUAAUGCUAAAGAGCAAAUCUCGGGGAAACUCCAACCUGUCAAUCCUUUUCUUCCUUCUGAACAGAUCAGCCAAAUUUCCAUAGUUGAAGCUACAGCCCAUAAAGUAUUUCAGGGCAUAUUUCAAGAUUCCUCCAAAUCCAAAGGCCCCCAAAACUUCAAUCUCCUCCAGGCUCAAGUCCAUGUCCCAAAAGUCAGUUAAUCCCUGCAUAGAGGGAUCUUUCCAACUUUCCUUCUUUACUCCAAGCUGGGAUCCAUUCCUCAGAGUCUGACUUUUCCUAGAUUCAAUCAUAAAAGGCCUCAACUUAUAGUCCUCAAUUUGCUUCUGUAAAGCCACGGAUCUCGCUUGUAUUACUUUAUGUUCAACAACGGCAGCUUUCUCCUUCUCCUCCUUCUCCUCCACCAUUUGUCCUGCCAAAAUGGAUUCCCGUACCAAGUCCUGAAUUAUUUCUGUGUUGGUAUUCGCUUUUUGACUCAAAUUAGUCACUUUCUGUUCCAAAUUAUCAACUUUAAAAGUCAUGUCAUCCAUCUUCUUGUGAAGCUGUCCCAGCGAACAGCUUAUCUUACAUAAAACAGUCACAAUGGCCUCUCCUGUCAACAUUUUUAAAUGGUCCAAGGUCAAUCUCUGGUUCUCAGAAUCCUUAUCUGCAGCUGGAAAUCCCCCAGUUACACUCCAGUAACAGUUUCAAAAGCUCCCUCUAGAGGGAAACAGUCUCCACUUGUAUCAGUUCUUUCAGGCACAACUCAAGCAUUAAAGAUAAAUUUUCAGUUACUUUUCCUCUUUUUUAAACGCAGGGGAGGACAAUGGAAACAGUAUCUUACUCUUAUUUAGCCAGCUGUCAAAUCCGUUCUGUCAAAUGCACUCUCUCCAAACAUCAUCUGCCAGCCCGUUCCCAGGUUCAGAGCAGUGGUAAUUUGAUUUUUCACUCUCUCCUGCAGGCUCACUAGGUCCAAAAUUUCCCCCUCUUCUCCUGCUUCCAAGGGGGGUUUUGUAUUUUAAACCGAUGGAAAUUUAAUCCUUUGCCAAAAGCUUUCAAAGACUUUAACUUGUAACGUCUUUGCUUCAGUCUAUUUACAAAAACGGAAGGCGGACUUCCUGUUUAUGAUCUUCCCGCUUCAGUGCCAAAUUAAGGUAUUUAAAAAUCCAAUUUUCCGUUCUACUCACAGGUAGUUGUUUAAAAUCCAAUUGUCCACAGGAAAAAGUCAGCGCUCUCCGGCAACAGCAAUGCGGCUUCACUCCAUGAAAGAAGCAGUCGAUUCAAAGCACCGCGCCACUCACCCCACGUCGCUCCGGAUCCCCAAAACAGGGUUUCCCCGCGAGUAGGGGAGGCGCAAAAGGUGCCAGCCGAAUCCCAGGUUCACAAGCUUCUCCCGCUUGUGAUUUCAAUGGGUCUCCACCUUCGCCAUGGCAGUCAGACCCUGUUUUUCACGGAGCAAGUUCCUCCCGAACGGAGGAGCUCCGCCAUUGCCGGAGGCGCCAACCUGGAAGUCCGAGAAAAUCCAGGUUUUAAAGUUCUUCUCUCAUGCCCUUCUCUAAAACUGCUAAGGUGCUGUAAAACCAUAAGGUUUAGUAAUUAAGGUGAGGGUCAAAUAUAUAGUGAUAGACAGGCAGAUAUUUAAUGGACAGAGCAAUCUGCAGGAGGGAGUUUGGAUAAGAUGUGGAGGUGACUCCUUGCCCAGCUCUGCCCAGCUGUGUGGAAUCUACUGCCAGCAUAUGCUCCUGAAGUGGAGUGUUUCAUAUUGUUCCCCAGAUAACAAGAAAUGAAUAACCAAAUAGCAAAUAUAACCAUAUAGGCCAAAUGCAAUAUAAUAAGUUUUGAUCCUAACUUCCAUUUAGGGCUGUCAGUACCAUAAAGUCACUUUCACAGUUCCUUGGACAGCUACUCCUGUUCCCUGCUGGUGAGUUUCACUAUUUUUCAGUGGUAGAGGCUGCUCUAUUUGUCCCUUCUUUUUCCUUUUCUCAUUUGUCUUCCUGAUUGCCUUCUCCACUCUUCUGCUUCCCCUUGCCUUCCUCCAAAAUCACUCUUCUUCCUUCUGCUGCUCUCUUUUGUCUCUCUCCUCAACCUGAUGUUCUUCACUCUUUUGCUUUCUCUUCUGCUUCUCCAACAACAUACCUCUCAUUCUCCUUCCAUCUCUACACAGCUGGCAUCCCAGGGCCCAUAGGACUUGGAUCAAUCUCUUAGGGAGACCUCUUGGAAUCCUUAAGACUCUGCUGUUUCAAUUCUAGCUUUGAGUCAAAAUCAGCCAGGCCUACUUUCCUGCAUUUGAAGGUAUUUCCCAGGGUCAAUUCAGCGGCACUACAACUCUGCCUCCCACCCACAAUGAGCAGGCAUUACAGUUUGUUAGAUUUUGGGAAGCUUUGAGAUCACAAGGUGCACAGAUCUUUCCCUUCCGAUAGAUGCCCCCAACCUCCAUAAAGCCCAAUAAGGAGGUGCCUAAGAAAUCCCCAAUGUGUGGGGAUCUGAGCAAGCUUUCUAAGCUGGCCAAAACAAAGGCAGGUAUGAAGGCUGUUCAUCAGCAUUGACUCCUGAAGCAAGACCUGGUCCUGCUGAUCAUGAUUAUUCUAUCUAAGGCUAAACAUGCUUUAGCUCCUGGCAGAACAAACAUCCAUAUUAGAAAGGUUCCAGCAGAAGUUGUCAAUAAUUCCAUGGGAACCACUUCUCUAGCAACAAGGGACGCUGGAUAGUUUUGGUUUCAUUGCUGUUGUCUUUCCUCAAUCUUGGAAGUGGAAUGAGAAAUUGAAGAGAGGGUAUUCAAUGAUGAAAACAGUUCAUGCAACUUUCUUCUCAAUGAAGGAGAGUGGGGGACUCAUUCAAGUGGAUAAGGGUUCAGUAUCUAUCUGUCUAUCUAUCUAUCAUCUAUCUAUCUAUCAUCUAUCUAUCAUCUAUCUAUCUACAAUUUUCAAUUAUAACAAAAAAGAAAACAUUUCAGAAAACAAUCAACAGUAAUUCUGACAUUUUGAAUCUCAACUUCCCUCCCUCUCUUUCUGCAGUUCCUCAUCUCUCCCUGCAUAUCCCAAAUUGUCUCAGUCUAUUCAGAUAGAUAUAUAGAUAGAUAGCAAAGAAACUGCAGGUUUUUCCAGUAGUCCUGCUAAUUUCUUAAUCUGUUUUCAAUUUGUUUGUAAAUAUUCAACAAACCAUUUUCAUUUCUUAAUAAAAAGUUUGUUAUCAUGAUUUCUUAUUCUUUCGGUAAGUUUCACCAUUUCUGCAUAUUCCAUUAAUUUCUGCAGCUAUUCUUCUCCAGGGCUAUUUCUUCUUUCCUUGUGGGUCCAGUAUAAAUUCCCUUGUGAGAUGGAAACAUUGAGGAAAGCUCCCUCUCCCUCUGGCCCAUGAUCCUUCUGUUGUGUAAUUUCUGGCCCUGGAUCUCCAAGACAUGUAUUUCCACAUAAGCAUCAGAUAAAAUACUGCCCCUUUCUCAGAUUUAUAUACAUAGACAAGCAUUUUUGAUUCAAAGUUCUCUCAGUCAGACUCUUCAUAGGCUCAGGGAUCUUUAUGAAGCAUGCAAUUCUAAGAAUCACCCAUCUCUGGGAAUAGAACAGAGAAUUUUUGAUGAUUUUCAAUCAACCUGGCACAUCACCAAUUAUUUCUGCUUAGCACAUCUCUCGUGUGUGGAUACCUUUCUGGAUUCAACAUAUGCCUGAACCACAGGAGCACUCCAACGUUAUUAAGAACCUACUGCCCACACUCAUAUGCAAUAUGCCCACAUUCAGAAACUCCUGGGCCUUGUGCACCCUUGUUAUGUCCCUAUUGUGCCAUCCAUUCAAGAUAAGGCUCUUCAGAUUCUUCUUCUACUGCUCUUCCUUCUACAGGUUAUCUAUUCCAUCCCAUGUUGGAUGGAGCAUCUUUACCUUUUCAGAUCCAUUAGCAUUCCUCUCCCCGUACUAUGAAGUGUUACCAUGCUAAAGUACUGAAGUUUUAGAGAUAUUAACCAUUUAUAUCUCUUAGAUUCACAGCAAAAUCUUAACUGUUCAGGCUAUCUCAUGAAUCACCACAAGGUUACUGCGGUGCAGACGUGGUAAUCUUUCAUGGGCUUACACUGCCAACUUUUAACCUUUCAUUUAUUGUUAAAUUCCUGUGUGCGUACAUGAGGACAGUUUAGCAGAUUCCUCACAACAACGUUUCUGUACCUGAUGCAGCUGAAAUGAACAAUUCUUUUUAAAUUCAUAAAUCACACCUAAUGGUCCUUUUUCCUUGACAAAUUAUGAAGCCCGAAUGCACAGCAGGCACGUCUAGGAAAUUAAUCACUUUCACAGCUUUUGACGUGAAUCCUUAUUUCUGCUCAAAUAUUUAAUUGUGCUUCUUUAAAAAUGUUGUGAGGCCAGGAUACAUUUGUGCAGGACUUUCGCUGAAGCCAUAUGAUUGAGCUAUCUUUCCUAGGAUGCCUUAGUUUAAAAUUUGCAAGGGGGUGUGUGUGUGUCCAUUUAAAUAUAAUAUGCACAAAUGCAUAAAUAAAUAAAGAAAAGCAGGAUUUAAGCCGGUCCCAUUUAGAUACAGCUUCUUGCAAAUUCUCUCAAUAACCUCAGAGAUUUGGGAGGUCACAAACAGGAUAGGUAGCAUGCCGGUUGGCAGUUCUCUUAAUUGCUCCACUUUGCAGAGCUUUAUUCUCUCAACUCCUUUAGUGUGACUGAGCCAUCUGGCUGGGAAAUGUUUUAUUAUUUCUUAGGGACUCCACUAACAAUGCCAUUUUUAAAAAAAGCUUCUGUGACUGUAAACUUGUUAAAAUUGCAGCUAAUGAGAUACAUUGCAGGUUUGCUGUUAUAUCCCUCCAAAAAAUAAACCCAAUAAUAUGGAAUAAAACACAGGAAGGUUUUACUAUUCAUGAUAGCUCACAAGUCCUGUUUAAAGGUAAGGGCAUUCUUUGUCAUAUACCUAUCUGAACUGUGAUAUCAUCUGCAGGAUAUCCAAUCCAGGAGCCUUCAACACGUGAAGUGAGGCAGCUGUGCACCAGGGAAGUGGCCUUCUUGGUGUUGGUACCCCGGUUGUAGAAGUCCCUCCCCUUAUAGGUUCACCUAACACCUUCCUUAUUUUCUUUAUAUAUUUUUAUUCUUUACUUAUCUGUCAUCAGACAAACAAUUCCAGCAUGGGGUACAUCAAACAUAAAAUUAAAUUAAAGUACAUCAAUUUCAGUUUCUUAAAAACACUUUAAAGACUUUUUCUCCUUACCAGUCUUUUACAGAACCUGUGAUAUUUUUGUUUUGAACCAUUGCUUAUGUGCUGUGUAUUAUUAUUUUUUUAAGCUAUCUGGUUUUUUUCUGCUCUCUGCUGGAAAUCUUUAGGUCACAAGUUGCUAUUUUAUUAUAUGAUUCUUUUAUGUUGCUGUGUGUUAAUAUUUUGUGUUUGUGAGCCAUCCAGAGGACAAUGCAAUUGAGUGGCCUUAUGUAAGAGUAGUUGUUAUUAUUAUUUAAAAGUCACUAGAAGCAGUUUCUUUACUUUGAGCUGUGUAUAGAUGGUAGUUUUUCAGAGAUAUGGCAAUAUAGAAUCAUUAUAGUCUUUGGUCCACUGUGUUGUUUUGCUUUUGCUUUCUCAGUAACAUAUGUAGUCAAACAGGCUCACAGUUUUUGAAUGCUAUCAAAACCAGGAAGACCUGAUUGAGGACAGACUUUAUCACAACGUAAGAAAUAAUACUUAUACUGCAGGCAAUAAUGGCACUAUCAUGUCAUGUUUUGGGGGUAUUAUGUGUGCAUAGCCUUAACUGGUAUGGAAUCUAAAUGGUAUGGAAUCUAGUGGGCUAGUUACUGUGAAUCAGUCAACUAAGGUAGAUUGUGCUGCUCAUCACUUUAAAUCCUCCAUCUGGAGGAAAUUGUAUUUUGUUCUGUUUUCCAAUUCUUCAAAGCAUCCAAAAGGAGGGGAGCUUUUGUUUCUGGAACCAUUUUCCCUCAAUAGGAAAUACAUGAAGCACAGGGCACACACAUUCCACACAGACAAAAAAUGAGAUAUAGGGUAUACUCAUAACAGAGUGCAAUUUAUGGAAUUUACUUCUCCAGUGUAUUGCAUUACAGUGAGGCCAGCAUCACUUGUGUAGGGUUGCCAUACAUCUGGAAUUUCCCAGACAUAUCCAGAAUACUGCAGUCGGCUGCAGUGUCUGGGUGGAAAUCGGCUAAAUGUCGACGGGGGGAGGGGCGGAGCUCAACAACUUUUCUGUCCAGAUUUUCACUGUUUGAAUUAUGGCAACCCUGCACUUGUGAUCUGUUAAGCUCAGUAUGCCAUAUCAGCCAUGUAUGGUGGUUUAUCAAAUACUUCACUACACCACCUUCCUGGGACUGCAAAAUCAUGGGGAUUGCUAACCAUCUGCUGGUUGGGCAUCCUGAGUGAUGCAGACCUGAAUUAGUUAUAGUCAUCCAUUAUGCUCUCUCUCUCAAGCCUCAGACUGCUUUCCAUCUGCUGGCAAACACAAGGUUCUUUUUUGCAAGGAACCAUGCCUUAGUAAUUUCAUCAGAUUUUGAGACUAUCCCAGGAUAAGAGUACAAAGAAAAUGGAUAAAUAACAACACAAUUCAUUAAAGAGUCAGACCUGUAUCAGUUGUCAUUAAAAACAGCAUCGUGAUAUACUUCGCCUCUAGCAUGCAUGCUCAGUUGCAACCUGAACAUGCAGGGUGCUCAGAAAUGUUUAGUUAUGGGUCCUGUGCUGUGCAAGAUGCCAUAAGGGGACACAUGCUGUGGCAGCCCCAUUAAAAAUGUGCAUGGUAGAAUAUUAGUGCUUGUUAUAAAUGAUUUACCAUUAUUAGAUUUCAUUCCAGAUUUUCCGUUGUCAAUUCCUAAUAGGGCUUUUAAAUCAUGGUGAGACUUCAUUGCUUUUCCAAUGAUUUGCCUAGCAUUUUAUUGGAAGCAGUAUGCAAAUUCCAUCGAGUAAUCUAGAAUAUUUAUCCUGUCUGCGUGUGGUACAAUUUCCUUGUUUCUUAGGGCUCAUAUAUAUUUCAACCAAAUGUGGCAAAUCAUAUUGGAAAGGAUGUCUUUCACUCUUUUCACACAAAAAAGUGCAUUGAUAUAGGCAUCAAAAUCUUACUAUAUUCCACUUUAUUUCAGUUGUAAUUGUUUGUGCCAAUUUGGAAUUUUUUUUGCAUGGUUUAUUGCUGUUGGUCAUAGCAACAGAGCGGUUGGCAUAACUUGAUAGAAAAAGAGACCUCCAUUAGUCUUUAUUUAAAUAAUGGGAUCUGAAAGGCAUGCAUAAAUACCCUGAUCUCCUAAUACUUAAUGUAAAGACCAACACACGAAUUCUGUGUUACCAGCAAAGUUUAAUUAUCACACAUAAGAAUGAAUUGGGUUUCAUAUAAACAAUAGUCUCUUCCUCCGAAAGUAAACUUAUGAUUCAGGAAACAUUCAGAUAACCAGUUAGCCAUUUCUCACUGGGGUUGUGUCUUCUCAAAUCCAAACUCUGUGAAAUAAACAGAAUUAUAAGCAGAGAGAAACUUGCAGGAAAUAAAUAAAGGUAGAAAGGAAUAAAACCCAUUCAUCCAGGAAGACCCCUUCCCGCUCCAUAGGGAAUAGUUGGCUCCCAAUAAACUCUAGAUUUUCAAUGGUUGGGUAGCUCCUAAGCUCCAGUCUUUGCUUCUCUCAAGGGUCAGAAAGAUGCAAUAGGUGACUGAAGGAACAGAAUCAGUUGAAGCUGCUGUGCACCAGCCCUUCUUAUGAUCCAUAUGUUUAUUUUUUAUUGUAAAUAUGUGUAUAUCACCUAACAGCUAAAGUUCCCUGGGUGGCUUUCAAUCCAUGAAUCCUCUGCCCCACCCCAAUCUACGCCUGUUCACUGAAGACUUCAGCAAAGCUGUGUAUGCAGCUAUACAGCUGUACCGUAAAUAUGAAUAGAUCAAAGGGCAGGGGCCAGCACUUGGUUAAUAGUUCAAUGAAUGUCAUAGAUGGCGGGGCAGAGCAGAGCUUUUUACCACGAUACCACCCUCCUUAUUUGUGUUGAUUGAACAUGUGGCUCAUAAUGUAUGAAGAUGGAUUUAAUAACACAUCCAACAUCCCUCAAGAUUUAGUUUCUCUUUGCAUGAUCCUCUCGUAAUUAGCCAUGCCCUUUGAAACGAAAGUUGAUGUUGUGACUACGUUUGUCUCCAGAGGCGCAUUUGAUGAGAUUUUGGUGGAUUAUCUCAAUAAAACCCAAGUGCUUGCCUUUAAAUGCUGAAUUUAUUCUAAUAAACCUAAUGGCAUGUUCUUGGCAGUGAUGGAUGUUCUGUACACUAGACUGUAAAAGGCCAGGAAAAAAAUCUCACUGUGUCAUGGCAAUAUAAACAUUUUCAUUAUAUAAUAAAAUCCAACAGAUGCUCUUCCCUUUCCAAAACCAAUGUGUCUUGAGUUAGCAAAAUUCAGCAAGCCACCUCCAAAAUGUUUUUAUGAAGAUUUAAGUCUCCUUCAUUGCAUUUCUCUCUCUCUCUCUCUCUCUCUCUCUCUCUUGUUUCAGGAUAAAACAGGUGUUCUAUAAAAGAACUAUCUUGUGCUUACAAAAUCCUGUUUAGGAUUCUACAACUAUUGUUUGGCUUGACCAUAAAACAGCACAGCUAAAGCAGACACAGCUGGUCAUUAAUAACUUACAAAAACUACACAUCCAUGAGGCCUCCACUGUCAUCACUCUGUAAUAAUUUUACAGCAUCAGUGCGAUAAAUGCUGCGUUAUUACGCUUCCUCCCUCUGCCAGAGUUUUCUCCUUUGAGUUGGAGAAAGCACGUAGGCAUGUUAGCAAUCAAAUUAUUUCCAGCAGUAAUAUUAUUAUCAGAUUUCAUGCACAAAGGGCUACUGUAGAGGCCAGAGGCAAUCUUUGGUUUGGGCUUCCUAAACAACUUUCCAUUACAAGGCAGCUAGGGGAACAGACCCUCCAAGUGCCCCUUUUUUCCAGGGAUGUCGCUGAUUUAGAGAAGCCGUCCCAGUUUCUAAUUUGAUCUGGAAUGUCCCACUUUUCCUUAGGAUGCCCCUAUUUUCAUUGGAGGGUAUGGAGCUACCCAACACCCAAGCCGUCUGAAGGCAAUCCUGUAUAGCGAAGUUUUUAAAAUGUUUAGUGUUUUAUUAUGUUUUUAUAUAUGUUGGAAGCUGCCCAGAGUGGUUGGGGCAACCCAGUAAGAUGUGUGGAGUAUAAAUAGAAAAAUUAUUGUUAUGGAAUGGGAUGUCCCUAUUUUCAUCAAAUAAAUGUUGGAGGGUAUUGGGGGACCCUGCUAGCAGUCAGGUGCAAGAGUUUUAAGGGUGGGUGUAUAAAGGGUGUGUGUGUGUGAUGAGGGAUGAAGAAGUGUGUGAAUGAAGGGAUAUAGAUGUGCAUGUAGCACUGCCUUAUAUUCAAGCCAAUUCAAAUAGCCCAGUACCACCUCCUUUGAGUAGCAGUGGUUCUCUGAAGUCUCAGGCAAUGGCAUUACUACCUGAGAUUCAGUAACCCACAAUGCUAGAGCUAGAUCUUGGGAACCUUAUAUAUGUCAGGCAUCUGCCACAGGGUUAUAUGUGCAUGGAAAGUCACAGAAGGCAAGGGAGAUGGGGCAGAUGUGAGAAGUGGCUAAUAUUUGCAGCCUCACAUGCUAACCCCCAAAACUUGUUCAAUUUUCUCUGUUUUAACAAUCAUCCUCAGUGUUUUCAUAUAUGCAUAUACAUAUACAUGCACACGAAAAUGCAUGACUUGAUUACUGAAUAAAAGUUGCAGAUAUACAAGUUUGUCAAAGUUCCUUGUUCAGUCAUUAACUUUUCCUCCACCCCCAGCUAUGCCGCAGCUUACACUGCAAAGCAGCUUGAUACGAUUGCACAUACGUGAUUAGGUAACUUUGACAGAUUUUCCCUAGACUGUUUGGUUUCAUAAUGCAUUCUUAUGGUCCUCAUCAUUUGCUGCAAUGUACAGAUGGUGAAAGCAGAAGUAUUUCCAACAAACAAAUCACAAGUGAGUGUCGAUUGCUUAGCAAAGGUAGGCAAUUAAGAUGGCCCAAAAAUAUUGCAGCCCAAAAUAACUUCAGCAUCAUUUUCCCCUGGUAACAAGCAUAUGGAGUCUAAGCUGGUAUUACAGUGUGCAUCGCUGUAGUCAGUUUUACCAAAUGUAUACUGAGCAGUAAAAGCAACCUUGGUACAUUUAAGAUAUGCAAUAGUGGUGGUACAAGACAUUUUAGUACUUCAUGGAGUAAAAAGUAUUAGACUAUAUAGGCUCUCAUCUUUAAAAACUCACUUCUUUAUAAGUAAUAUAUUGAUUGUGUUUUUUAGCAAAAUGCCAUGCACCUUCUUCAUUAUUUAAAAUCAUGAAGAGCUGCAAGAACAUGAUGGCUUAUUGAGGAGCAAGUCAGAGUAUUGACCCACCUUCUGAGUACUGUCUAUACUGAUCAUGAGCAGCUGUCCAGGAUUUUAGACAGGAUUUUCUCCCAGCCCUAUCUGGAGAUACCAGGGAUUGAAACUGAGAAAAGAAUUCAGCUAAGUUACAGUCCCUUAGUAGUGUAUUAGUUGUGCAAGAAAAGGUCCAGGAAGCCAGUGUAGUUUUUGUGGCGGGUUGCACAACAGAUCGUAUGCCUUCCAAGAUUUCAGCUUUGGAUCCAGGACAUGGGCGCAAGUCAAAUUGCUGGGGAUGGAAGCAGUGGAGAGAAGGAGCAGUGUUGGCCCAGUGCUACCAGGUCAGAACUCCAAUUCUGGCUCAGGCUUGAGCCAGAGGUCGAAGUGGCAAAGAGGAAAAAUGGCGGCCAUUCUGCGCCUCUCCUCCUCUGGGCUCUGGCACAUGAGGGGGCAGCGGAGGCCAUAACUUCCUCAGCGCCAGCCUGGGGUGGGGGUGGGGAGCCGCUGUUGAACAGUUGAGGGCAGAGAGCACCCUGAGCCCCUUUGCUUCCUGUUCCCUCUGUGGUGGCGGCCACUCACGCCCCUGCUGUCCACGAGACCCACUCCUUUUCUGUGCACUGCCACCACUUUUUCGCUGAGUUCGCAGUUCCCCAGGGCCUUGUGUUCUGUGCACUCCAGCAGUGCUGGGGCUGGGCAAGGUGAAGCAGACGGCUGUCCUCGCUUCCUCACUCCACGAUCCCAUCCCAUCAACGUUUCUCUGCUCCCCGCCAUGCACUCUAAUUGGAGGAGAGUCCAGCUUCUCCCAGCAGCCACUGAGGCCACCUUCUUUCAUUGCAAAAAGAAGGACAGAAAGUUGCACUCCUCAGCGGCAGCUGCCCAAGGAAGGACACAUGGAUCCCAGGACAUUCCGGAGUCCAAUCGGAGAGCAGGAUGACUUAUUUAAAUCCAUGAUGUUUCACUCAAACUGGCACAAUUGCUUGAUAUGAGAUUGUUAUAGCCCUAAUGCUUCCUGUUGCUCAACCUGUUGCACAACAAGCUUCCUCUCGUUCAACUGUUGCACUGGAUUUCAUAUCAUGCAACCAUUAUUCUUGUCCUUACACUAACACAACAGUGCUAGUGCUGGUGGUCAGAGAAUGCUUAAUCUGGUCCUGGGUAUGUUUUGCAUGCCAUGUGUGUGCCCUACUACUGGGAAGGGGAGCCAUAUCCAAAGAAAAGUAGUUUAGAAAGAGUCCUUCAAAAAGAUAAUUUCCAUUUGGCCCAAGUAUAUCAACACAAGCUGCCUUCCUAAUGACGCACAGUACUUUUGCAAUGCAAUGCAUGGUAAUCACUAACUGUACUAUUUGAAAGAGAAAGGUAAUGUACAGGAUCAAAACAAUGAUUUUGGAGCCUACUGUGAACCCAUUAUAUUGAGAUAAUGACCCUGCCAUUCAACAGUAACAGAAAUGAAACUGUGAUUAUGCUCUUAUGGACAAUGUUAUCCUAUGCAUAUGGACUGGGAAAGUAGUGAUGAUAAAUAUGAAUAUAUUAGACUAGAUCAAGUGUGCAAAAAAUGAACAAAGGAUGGAAUUUCAGAUGAAAGAUCUGGUGCGCAAACACUUUAGUUAACAAGGUAAGAAUUAAUUAUAUCAGGAAUAGCUAGAUCACAAAAUAUGUGUACUUUGUUUCUGAAACAUUAAAGCAUCAGUGCUAAAUAAUGACUUUAGUUAGUGAGAGAACCAUUUAUAAUCCUUAUUAAAGCUUUAAGAAACACUCAAAAGUUUAGUAAUCAGUACCCAUGUUAUCCUCUUAUUCCCAGUUUAAAGGGGGGAAGAAAUGUCACAGAUGCAAUGUCUUGGAAGAUUCAACAAUCCCCUUUAUUUUUUUUGUAUGAUUCUAUUUUUAAUGUCCAGAUUGUGUCCAUUCACUUAUUUGCACAGAGGUUGUCUGCUUUGUCUGCCUUGUAUAAACUGCUGAAAAGCAUAUCAGAAGAACAUAGCAGAAAAUAUGCAAGUAAACAAACCAUUGCAAUUGUGUUACCUUUUAUUAGAUCCUGUAAUAGAGUUUCCAGAUCCUGAGUGGGAUCCAAAGGUCACUCUCUGCUAGCAGAAUUCCUGCACAAGGCUGUGGAGAGACUGACCAGAUGUUACAUUGAGAAGCCAAGUUUCAAGUGGGAGAUAACUUUUCUUUAUAGGUGUGUGGGUGGGUGUGAAAGAGAGAGGGGGGGAAGCCUUAGCUACCUCCCCAGCCUGUGCUGGUAAGCAAGGACGAUAUCAUUGCUUAUCCAUUGUUUAGUAUUAAAGAAGGUUGACAAAAAUCAUAAAUAAGUUACUCUUUUGCCAUUUGAGAGUUUGCUUCACGAGCCUGUUGCUGUUCUGACAUAUCUCAGCAAGGUCAGCAAGUGGGUUGCAUAUCUCCCUAGGCAUUUUAUCUCACUUCAGAAAGGACACAGACCAUAAAUCAUCCUGAAAACCUUGCCUUCUCAUUUUUCCCUUUAGGGUGCUUUUCUGCCAACUGCCCUGACAUUUGUAUAAUAACCAAGCAUUUAUUUAUUUUUUGGAAGUGAUCCCUGGAGUGUUAGUCUUCCUUCAACUCAGGGUCAUGGCAGAAAAAAAAGGCAAAGGAAAGAGAAAGUACUGGUUUUAUUUAUUUAUUUAUAUUUUUGCAUAUGCAGAUGUGGUUCAGACAGUGAACGGUUAUGCAGGGGACAUAAAUAUUCUACCAAGAGUGAGGUCAAUAGGAGAUGAAUCUGCUCAAACUCCUUCAAUUAAGUUGUCGCUGUGGCUCAAGUGGUUAUUUUUUGCAGGAUAUAUUUUCAUAACUCUAAAAUUAUAGUUAUCUAAAUAAGCUAACAGCAGAAUGAACUGUCCACUCCAGUGCAAAGCGUAAUGUAGGUUUUUGCUUCAGAAGCAGAGACUCUGCUUCAUACUUUAUUUUUUCCAGUGUGCACGUUCUAGUUCAAAGUAAAGAGCCAAGAAUGAUAUUCAUCACAUAGACAUUAUUUUGUUCCUUCUCUUUCAUUAACAGAAACCCUCAGAGACAGGAAAGGAGAGAAGUUUUACCCACAAUCCAUCUUCUCAUUGAACUGAUAAUUCCUCCUUACAACACCGAAGCUGGUGGGUUCGCGACACUUUCUCCAAACCACCUGGCCUCCUUCUCCCUCGUCACUUUCUCAUCUUGCCGUGAUGACAUUAUCUGUUCUACUGCCCAGUCAAAAAAAUAAACCCAAAAUGAGACAGAAUGGAGAACAACAGAGGAGCGAAACUGCAUCACAGCACUGCUAUACCUUCAAACACAUUAUCUCUGGCCUCUUCUUAAAGGACAAGUGAAGGAGUGGUGCAACGGGAGCAUCUCUCUCUCUCUCUCUCUCUCUCUCUCACACACACACACACACACACACACACACAGCCCAUUCUGGCCCUUAGAGUGAGUAGGCUGCUGUUUCCUCUGCAGUAAGUCAGUGACAGGGGAUGUGUGGCCCUCCAGAUGUUGAUCGACUACAACUCAUCCCAGACUGCUGGCCGCCAUGCUGGCUGGGGCUGAUGGGAGUUGGAGUCCAAAUAAUCUGGUGAGCCAUCAAUUCCCCAUACCUACAGUAAAUUAAUGUGGAAGGCAACAGGGGGCACUGCUGAAUAUCAGUCUUUUCCUAGAAUGUAGUAUUUUCUCCAUAAACCAGCUAACGACAAGUUUGCAAAAUAAAGUGUGAACAUCAGCACCCAUGGUCUUCCACAGCAGAUAGAUGAAAACAUCCAUGCAUUUUAUCACCACUGCCAGUUGAUAUGUACAUUUGCAUCACAAAAAUUUAAGAAGCAUACAAAAGAGAAAGAAAAAAGGGAAGGUUCAAGAAUUCACAAAAGUUCAUUAUUUUAAUGCAAAUAUGUUCAUUAUUUUAUUAUAUUUAAGAGUGGCCAUUUUGUAUAAUCUUGUUCAAAAAGGAAAUAUGAAUACAAUUAUUCUGGGUAACCUCAGAACCGGACAUCAUUAAAAGGUCACCAUUCCACCUCAUUGCUAAAGUAUUGACAUGUUUAAUGACAAAAUGCCCCCAAUUUUUAUUGCUUGAGCUGUCUCAUACUGAAAUGUAGGAAAAUAUUCUGUGGCCUGCUGCCCAAGUCCUUCAUGCAACAAAAAGAAUUAAAAUAAAAAUUAGAUGUAAUGAAGUCUUGUGAAUGAACUUUGAGGUUGUAUAUUAAAUUUUAAUUACUUUUUUCCUGAAAUGUAGCCAAAUAAUUCAGAAUUAAUGUUGCAGUGAGGUAUCACUUACCUUAACCUCACCCAAGGGGGCAAUUGGAAUAUGUAUGAAAUGUUACCAACAUGGUUAACGUACACCUUUUGUCAUCUUGAUUAUUUCUUUGUAUUUUCAUAGACAGAUGUUCUCUGUAUCUUGAGAGGUAACAUUUUUGUAAAAUAAGAAUAAUCAUUUUUGCAAUUAUCAUACAUCAGCCAAAUUAACAGUGAAAUCUUAUGCAUGUCUACCUAGAAGUAAUUUCCAUUGUGGUCAGUGAAAUCCCAGACUGUGAUGAGACUGAACCAACUUUUCUUUUAAAUACAUACUUUUGUAUAAAAGCUUUUAAAACUUUAUAUCAGUAUUAAAGAGCUAAUUGUGUACUCUUUGCUUCCACACCUAUGGCAUAAUAAAGUAACUGGAAUGGAGCCCCUAAAAUAUUCAAAAGUGAUUUGUAAGUGGGCAGGAAGUGUUAGUUUUCCUGAGGAUAUAUUAGACUUUUGUGAAGCUGCAAAUACAUGAAAAUAAAUAUUUUGGUAGCCAUAUUAGUAGUUCCUUUAUAUGUUUGUGUUAUUUUGUUCACUCUGUCUUGUAAACCUGCUGUGCAGUUAGGCUGAAAAAUGUGCAUCUACUAAUUUAUAACAUCUGUCAAGAUAUUGUGUUUCUUCUUUUUUUUCUUUCCUUCUCAACUAAGUGUUUGUUCUAAAGGUGCCUUUCCACUCCUGGAAAGAGUCUUCCAUUCACAAAAAGGCAGGUUUCAGAUCCAAAGCCCUGCCAAGCUCUCAAUGGACUUGAUCCUCAGACCCUUCCACUACAACAGCUUGUGGCAGGCAUAGCAAAAAAGAAAGAAGAAUCGGCCACAUCUUCCAGCC
This is a messenger RNA of Podarcis lilfordi (Lilford's wall lizard), 79857 nucleotides long. NCBI's taxonomy places the organism in Eukaryota, Metazoa, Chordata, Lepidosauria, Squamata, Lacertidae. The record is from the annotation of a GenBank genome assembly.